Coregonus sp. 'balchen' is the source of this 50247-nucleotide messenger RNA. NCBI's taxonomy places the organism in Eukaryota, Metazoa, Chordata, Actinopteri, Salmoniformes, Salmonidae. The record is from the annotation of a GenBank genome assembly.
AUGGGAAUAUCACAGAGGCCCAUCAAGCCCAUCUCUCACAGGUAGGAGACAGGCAGCCUAAUACUCUUGCAACGGCCUGAUUGAUGCCCCUCAUUAGAGACUGUGUGUGUGGGACCUGAGUUACAGUCGGGGCUACUUUCACUGUACACACACACACACACACACACACACACACACACACACACACACACACACACACACACACACACACACACACACACACACACACACACACACACACACACAGAAAAACACUGGGGGAGGUUAUUAUCCCACAGAGUUCACAGCCACCCAAGUGACACAACCUUGAACUCUCACCCCAUGCCACCUGUUCAGUGGUACAUCCCUGCCCCCACUGUAUGCUGAUGGACUCUACCACUGAGUAGGGGGUGUAUGGUAGGCUAUAGAAUGUCUAUCUCACAGCCAGUCUGUUAGGAGAAAUAUCACCCUCUUGGCAUUCCUCUUUUUCCUCUUUAAGAUGCCUGUGGUGUGCAGGGGUAGAAGGAGCUAAAGUAGCAGGACUUAUGAAGCCCCUUGACUCUCUGCUGGCUGCUAUUUAUACUACGGCCGACUUGCUUUCCCUUUCCCUUCUUCGUCCCCCCUGUAUCUCUCUAUCCCUUCCUCCCAGUCAUACUUUAGUUGUGGAAAUAGAGCAUCGUAACAGCUGGGGUACUGAUGCACCCAGGGAGAAGCAUGUGUGUUAUGCAGUGAUGAUGCCUUCGCCCUGGCCUGCAUAGCCCAAACAGACAGCCAGGGCAGAUUAAUGUGGUUGGAUGCUGUGGCAGCCAGGGUGUGGAUGUCACCCAUGCUGAGACUCAGAUCUGGAUGUGAAAGUAGGUUCCCUCUCCUGUAUUCCCUCUGUGGUGUAGGAUGGGUACAGGAUGGACAGGCAGGCACAUUUAGUAAUGACAGACUCAGUGACAGGGCCAUAAUAAAUAUAUAUAUAUAUAUAUAUGGCAAGCCUAAAUAAGUUCAGGAGUAAAAAGGUGCUUAACAAGUCAGAUAGUAAGUUGCAUGGACUCACUUGUGUGUCGAGUGUUUAACAUGAUUUUUGAAUGACUACCUCGUCUUUGUACCCCACACAUCCAAUUAUCUGUAAAGUCCCUCAGUCAAGCAGUGAAUUUAAAACACAGAUUCAACCACAAAGACCAGGGAGGUUUUCCAAUGCCUCGCAAAGAAGGGCACCUAUUGGUAAAUGGGUCAAAAUAAAAAACGCAGACAUUGAAUAUCCCUUUGCGUAUGGUGAAGUUAUUAAUUGCACUUUGGAUGGUGUAUCAAUACACCCAGUCACUACAAAGAUACAGGUGUCCUUCCUAACUCAGUUGCCAGAGAGGAAGGAAACCGCUCAGGAAUUUCACCAUGAGGCCAAUGGUGACUUCAAAACAGUUACAGAGUUUAAUUACUGUGAUAGGAGAAAACUGAGGAUGGAUCAACAACAUUGUAGUUACUCCACAAUACUAACCUAAUUGACAGAGUGAAAAGAAGGAAGCACGUAUAGAAUACAAAUAUUCUAAAACAUGCAUCCUGUUUGCAACAAGGCACUAAAGUAAGAUUGCAAAAAAAUGUGCAAAGCAAUUAACAUUUUGUUCUGUAUACAAUGUGUUACAGUUGAAGUCGGAAGUUUACAUACACUUAGGUUGGAGUCAUUAAAACUUGUUUUUCAACCACUCCACAAAUUUAUUGUUAACAAACUAUAGGCAAGUCGGUUAGGACAUCUACUUUGUGCAUGACACAAGUAAUUUUUCCAACAAUUGUUUACAGACAGAUUAUUUAACUUAUAAUUCACUGUAUCACAAUUCCAGUGGGUCAGAAGUUUACAUACACUAAGUUGACUGUGCCUUUAAACAGCUUGAAAAAUUCCAGAAAAUGAUGUUAUGGCUUUAGAAGCUUUCGAUAGGCUAAUUGACAUCAUUUGAGUCAAUUGGAGGUGUGGAUGUAUUUUAAGGCCUACCUUCAAACUCAGUGCCUCUUUGCUUGACAUCAUGGGUAAAUCAAAAGAAAUCAGCCAAGACCUCAGAAAAAUAAUUGUAGACCUCCACAAGUCUGGUUCAUCCUUGGGAGUAAUUUCCAAACGCCUGAAGGUACCACGUUCAUCUGUACAAACAAUAGUACGCAAGUAUAAACACCAUGCGACCAUGCAGCCGUCAUACCGCUCAGUAAGGAGACGCGUUCUGUCUCCUAGAGUGAACAUACUUUGGUGCGAAAAGUGCAAAUCAAUCCCAGAACAACAGCAAAGGACCUUGUGAAGAUGUUGGAGGAAACAGGUACAAAAGUAUCUAUAUCCACAAUAAAACGAGUCCUAUAUCGACAUAAUCCGAAAGGCCGCUCAGCAAGGAAGAAGCCACUGCUCCAAAGCCGCCACAAAAAAGCCAGACUACGGUGGACAAAGAUCGUACUUUUAGGAGAAAUGUCCUCUGGUCUGAUUAAACAAAAAUAGAACUGUUUGGCCAUAAUGACUAUCGUUAUGUUUGGAGGAAAAGGGGGGUGGCUUGUAAGCCGAAGAACAACAUCCCAACCGUGAAGCACAGAGGUGGCAGCAUCAUGCUGUGGGGGUGCUUUGCUGCAAGAGGGACUGGUGCACUUCACAAAAUAGAUGGCAUCAUGAGGAAGGAAAAUGAUGUGGAUAUAUUGAAGCAACAUCUCAAGACAUCAGUCAGGAAAUUAAAGCUUGGUCGCAAAUGGGUCUUCCAAAUGGACAAUGACCCCAAGCAUACUUCCAAAGUUGUGGCAAAAUGGCUUAAGGACAACAAAGUCAAGGUAUUGGAGUGGCCAUCACAAAGCCCUGACCUCAAUCCUAUAGAAAGUUUGUGGGCAGAACUGAAAAAGCGUGUGCGGGCAAGGAGGCCUACAAACCUGACUCAGUUACACCAGCUCUGUCAGGAGGAAUGGGCCAAAAUUCACCCAACUUAUUGUGGGAAGCUUGUGGAAGGCUACCCAAAAUAUUUGGGAAUGUGAUGAAAGAAAUAAAAGCUGAAAUAAAUAAUUCUCUCUACUAUUAUUCUGACAUUACACAUUCUUAAAAUGAAGUGGUGAUCCUAACUUACUUUACGAGGAUUAAAUGUCAGGAAUUUUAAAUGUAUUUGGCUAAGGUGUAUGUAAACUUCCGACUUCAACUGAAUGUUUGGGGCAAAUCUAAUGCAACAGAUUACUUAGUACCACUCUCCAUAUUUUCAAGCAUAGUGAUGGCUGCAUCAUGUUAUGGGUAUGCUUGUAAUCAUUAAGGACUGGGGAGUUUUUCUGGAGAAAAAAUAAACAGAAUGGAUCUAAACACAGGUAAAAUCCUAGAGGAAAACCUUGUUCAGUCUGCUUUCCACCAGACACUGGGAGAUUAAUUCACCUUUCAGCAGGACAAUAACCUAAAAUACAAGGCCAAAUCUACACUGGAGUUGCUUAACAAGAAGACAGUGAAUGUUCCUGAGUGGCCGAGUUACAGUUUUUACUUAAAUCUAUAAUUCUGGGGUAUUGUGUGUAGAUGGGUGAGAAAAAAUAUAUAUUUUGAGUUCAGGCUGUAACACAACAAAAUGUGGAAUAGGUGAAGGGGUAUGAAUACUUUCUGAAGGCACAUAUAUACACUGCUCAAAAGAAUUAAGGGAACACUUAAACAACACAAUGUAACUCCAAGUCAAUCACACUUCUGUGAAAUCAAACUGUCCACUUAGGAAGCAACACUGAUUGACAAUACAUUUCACAUGCUGUUGUGCAAAUGGAAUAGACAACAGGUGGAAAUUAUAGGCAAUUAGCAAGACACCCCCAAUAAAGAAGUGGUUCUGCAGGUGAUGACCACAGACCACUUCUCAGUUCCUAUGCUUCCUGGCUGAUGUUUUGGUCACUUUUGAAUGCUGGCGGUGCUUUCACUCUAGUGGUAGCAUGAGACGGAGUCUACAACCCACACAAGUGGCUCAGGUAGUGCAGCUCAUCCAGGAUGGCACAUCAAUGCGAGCUGUGGCAAAAAGGUUUGCUGUGUCUGUCAGCGUAGUGUCCAGAGCAUGGAGGCGCUACCAGGAGACAGGCCAGUACAUCAGGAGACGUGGAGGAGGCCGUAGGAGGGCAACAACCCAGCAGCAGGACCGCUACCUCUGCCUUUGUGCAAGGAGGAGCAGGAGGAGCACUGCCAGAGCCCUGCAAAAUGACCUCCAGCAAGCCACAAAUGUGCAUGUGUCUGCUCAAACAGUCAGAAACAGACUCCAUGAGGGUGGUAUGAGGGCCCGACGUCCACAGGUGGGGGUUGUGCUUACAGCCCAACACCGUGCAGGACGUUUGGCAUUUGCCAGAGAACACCAAGAUUGGCAAAUUCGCCACUGGUGCCCUGUGCUCUUCACAGAUGAAAGCAGGUUCACACUGAGCACAUGUGACAGACAUGACAGAGUCUAGAGACGCCGUGGAGAACGUUCUGCUGCCUGCAACAUCCUCCAGCAUGACCGGUUUGGCGGUGGGUCAGUCAUGGUGUGGGGUGGCAUUGACAGCCCUCCAUGUGCUCGCCAGAGGUAGCCUGACUGCCAUUAGGUACCGAGAUGAGAUCCUCAGACCCCUUGUGAGACCAUAUGCUGGUGCGGUUGGCCCUGGGUUCCUCCUAAUGCAAGACAAUGCUAGACCUCAUGUGGCUGGAGUGUGUCAGCAGUUCCUGCAAGAGGAAGGCAUUGAUGCUAUGGACUGGCCCGCCCGUUCCCCAGAUCUGAAUCCAAUUGAGCACAUCUUGGACAUCAUGUCUUGCUCCAUCCACCAAGAGUUGGCAGAUGCCACCUCAUUAGGAGCAUGCCCAGGCGUUGUAGGGAGGUCAUACAGGCACGUGGAGGCCGCACACACUACUGAGCCUCAUUUUGACUUGUUUUAAGGACAUUACAUCAAAGUUGGAUCAGCCUGUAGUGUGGUUUUCCACUUUAAUUUUGAGGGUGACUCCAAAUCCAGACCUCCAUGGGUGGAUAAAUUUGAUUUCCAUUGAUAAUUUUUGUGUGAUUUUGUUGUCAGCACAUUCAACUAUGUAAAGAAAAAAGUAUUUAAUAAGAUUAUUUCAUUCAUUCAGAUCUAGGAUGUGUUGUUUAAGUGUUCCCUUUAUUUCUUUGAGCAGUGUAUAUACAGUACCAGUCAAAAGUUUGGACACACCUACUCAUUCAAGGGUUUUUCUUUAUUUUUAGUAUUUUCUACAUUGUAGAAUAAUAGUGAAGACAUCAAAUUUAUGAAAUAACACAUAUGGAAUGAUGUAGGAACCAAAAAAGUGUCAAAGUAGCCACCUUUUGCCUUGAUGAAAGCUUUGCACACGCUUGGCAUUCUCAGAGAGAGAGAGAGAGAGAGAGAGAGAGAGAGAGAGAGAGAGAGAGAGAGAGAGAGAGAGAGAGAGAGAGAGAGAGAGAGAGAGAGAGAGAGAGAGAGAGAGAGAGAGAGAGAGAGAGAGAGAGAGAGAGAGAGAGAGAGAGAGAGGAGAGAGAGAGAGAGAGUAGAGAGAGAGGAGAGAGAGAGAGAGAGAGAGACAGAGACAGAGACAGAGACAGAGACAGAGACAGAGACAGAGACAGAGACAGAGACAGAGACAGAGAGAGAGACAGAGAGAGAGAGAGCUCCUCCUUCCUUUGUGCUCUGUGGCUAUCACAGAGGAGAGAUCUGGGUUUGCUGUGGUCUGAUCUCUGCGCUGCUGUAUUCCUGCUCUGUAGCAGAACUGUUGCUGAGGCUGGGCUAAGACUGGGCUGGACUUGGGCUGCAGCCUGCAGUGUUUGCUGGGAAUAGGCUGCUGCUGUGGCCAUUCCUCUCAGGUGGUAGGUAACCUAUUUGGCCCCAGGCCUGGAUCUCUCCCUCUUUCUCUCUGAUGUGAAAUAUUGCUCCUUUCCUCUGCCACAUCCCACAGCAAAUCUCCCAGGGAAUGUUUCAAAAGACAGCAGAGGUAGACAGCAUGAAAGCUGCAUAUAAAACAGGCGAGGAUCCCCUUGGUGCAGAGGGAAACGUACUGUAAAGAUGUUGGAUGGGAUCCAGAGAGUUGGAACAGUUGUGUUUUAGUUCCAUGGUCAGUCUCUCUCCUUUGGCUGUGCCUCCUUUUUUUCUGCCUGUUUUUAUGUCCUGCCCCAGCCUGCCCUGGCCAUAGACACAUCCCAACACCUCUCCUCUUCCGAAGCUGCACAGGAACACGGCAUGGCCGACAGGAAAAAACACUAGUUACAACAUCUUUCAUGCUCAGGCAGAACAAUGCAGGGGUCCAGUGGAUGUAGUGGUGGAGUGGGCGGUCAAGCACGGUUUCCUAGUAUAAGCACACACUUACACUGAGGAAGAGCACUCUAUUAUGCCAGAGGAGGUACUUUUCAGAAAUCCAAUGUCUGUAAUGUAUAACAAUGAGGACAAUAGGCCUAUUCAGUUUAGUUCAAUCUUCUUGAGUACUUGCUUUGAAGUGAACCUACAGCCACCGGCUCUCUAAACAUCACAGCCUCUGCGUCUUUGGUUCCAGAGAGCAGUGAGUUCUGUGAGUGAUGCCCAGCAUGGACGGCUCCGUGUAGGUGGCACUUUCAUGGCUGUCUGGGUGUCACAGAGGCAUGAACCUCUGAGUGAAGCUUCCUAUACACACAAACACACCACUGACAUGGCAGGGACACAUGGGCAAUGGAGAGGACCUCAGCUUGCUCUCUAAGGCUUUACAGUGUGUCUGUGGUUAAGACUGCUACUGACAGACUACUAACAUUAGUAUUUAUAGUCGCUAUUAUAGUAAAACUAUGGCGGGGGUCAUUUCAAUAAAACUGUAACUGUGCCCUUAGUUAGUACCACAAUGACUCAGUCAAUUAAUCAUAGGUAAUACAUGUCAUUUGAAAAUGUCAAAGUUCAUCCCAAGCCCUGUGCAUGUCAGUUUGAGGGUUUGCGUUUCAGGCAUAUCCUCUGCAUAGUCUAAUUAACAGACAGGCUGGUCUGUCAGUAAGACAGCUUCAAUUUCAGCCCUAAGCAACUCUGAUCCCACAGCCACCUCUUCUCCUGAACUCGGCACUCACUUUACACUAUGUGCUAUGAAUAGGAAAUCACCACAAAUAACCUAACAAGUGAAACGUGCCUGAUAGGGAUGUAAUACACUGGGCCUCCUAGUGGAGCUACUAGCAAGUCUGUCUCAACGGGCUGCAGACAUUGUACCAUCCUCACACAGACUUCUUGCUCAUGAACCUACCGUAAAUAGCUGACAUAUUAGGAUGACCUUAUCAAGAAUGUUGUGUGAGCAGCACGCCCAGAUAAACUGGCAGUAAAAUGAUUAGGCAUAGCUACCUCUAUGAUGAAUGAUACACUCUCACAACCACCUGUUAACACAAACAGACCCAUUUGUUCUUGACUUGAUCACUCCUCAGCCUCCCAAUGUCAGAGAGCAUUUUGUCAGUUCAUAUAUUAUUCAAGUACUAUUGAACAAGGCUCUGGAGCCUCUACAGCUGGUAAUUGAGUUAUAUUGACUUCAGGAGCAGUGAACCUAUACAGUAACUUGUCUGAAUCUGACAUCAGGAGAUGGGAGGAGCUGUGUUAUGCCUCAGUACUUCAUUUGUAAUUAGUGUCAUUAUUUGUUUACCCAGCCCCUCGGGAAUACUAUGUUUUUAUCGAAGGGGCACGUUAAUUAAUUGUAGAAGGGCACAUUAAUUGAGAACUUUCCUCUGUUCUAAUGAACCUCAUUACAAAGAGAAAGCCCCUAUGGCCUCCUUGGAACGUAGAUUUCCCAUAAUCCCUCUUCCUGCUGAAGUUUCCAUGCGGCUUCCCGUUAUGCUCACUACAAUCUGUGUAACAGUGUGACCUUGGUCAUUGCCUGGGCAUUCCAUAACUGCCUCAGAUUCCUGCUUUAUCCUAAGGGAGCAACCACCUAGGUGCCCUUAAACUGUAAUGGAAUGUACUAUGAGUAGCGGUACUUGAGGCCAAAUAUUGGGCGAGCCUGGUUACAGAUGUAGGAUCUUAAUUUGAGCCAGUUUGCUACAGCAGGAAAAAAAUCCUGCAGCAACAGGAAAUGUGAAUUAUUAUGUGGAUUAUAAUUAAUGGACAUUUUUUGUAGUGGUUGAUACAUUUUCGGUUAGGGCAAAUGAAGUCUGACAUUUUAAAGUGGAAAUUACACAAACUUUAGAAGCCUUUUUAAACCUCGAAAACACUAUACGUUUGCAUUUCCUGCUCGGAAGGAAAAUUCUCAGCAACAAAAGAGUGAUCAAAUUAAGAUACUACAUCUGUAGAUAAGAGAAGCUGGUUGAUUUUCAUGUCAUGCCAGUGAACUGGAGCGGAUUGUAUUUCUUACAAAAACUGUUCCUGGCUGUAACAAUGUGAUGAUGUCAUGAGGAAAUGUGAGGUGUAAUUUGGAAAGCAUGGUUGUUCUCUGCUGAGUGAGUGUGUUAUCUAAUGGAUGUAAAUAUUAAGACGUUUUUGUCUGGAGGUCAGGACACCCUGUGUGUUUGUGUGUGUGUGGUGUGUGUGUGUGUGUGUGUGUGUGUGUGUGUGUGUGUGUGUGUGUGUGUGUGUGUGUGUGUGUGUGUGUGCGAGUGCAUGUGUGUGUGGGGGGGGGGUUUGUGUACGUGUGUGUGUGUGAGAGAGAGAGAGAAGGAAAAGCGAGAAAGAGAGAGAGUGGAUAUUUGAUCAUGAGGAAGCUCAUCUGGGGUAGCUCUGGUAUCUCUGCUCUGGGUCUUUGUGUUGGAGGUUAUGUGGAUGUGGAAAAGCUCUUGGUCGUAUUACAAGUCAUCUUAUGAAACAAGACAUGCCAGCCCCAGGGACAGUGUCAGACAAAGUGUUACUUGAGUGGCUGCUACAAAAAGGUCCUGCCUGUUAAGAUAGCUGCAAUUUCAUUGGCUGUGACAGGUUGUGUGGCAGGAAGUUGUCAUUUCCUCUCUGAGAGCCCAGCACUUAACUGAACCCUGGCUUCCUGUACGGCAGAUCCACUACAGAGGAAUGGUGGUGGUGGUGAGAUACUAGCAUGACCACUCAUGUCUAUGUCAUUGAUUUCCUUCUUUGCUGCCUCCACUGCAGGACAGAGUCCCGGGGCAUGUCCAAGCCACCGUCACCACCCAGUCAGAGGCCCCCCAGUAUGGUCAGCCAGACUUCCAAGGCUGUGACCUCAUCAACAGUGGACACCACCUCAGGGUCAAAGGUGAGAAAACGGCUCUCUUUUAUGAGCAAGCAUUGUUUACUCAGUGUUUUUCAUUUGUUUGGGUCUAUUCCACAACAGUGUUGCAGCAAUUAGGUCCAGUGAUUGCAGUGUAAAGCGUUUGAAUUUAUAUUGUUUCUAAGGGUACUGGGAGACUGUUAAUGCUCAUGCUGGAGAAUUGGUUUCAUCUCCUCCAGAACACUCUCUCUCAGUUUGAUUAACAUCAACUGACAUUGGCAGUCCAGUACUCACAUGACACCCAGCAGCCCAUCUGUAAAGUGAUUUAGUGGCUCUUCCUUGGCCCUUCCCAGGCCACAUACGCCUGACUGUCUCCAGCUUCCAGAAAAAGCCUGCCAGCCUCCUCUCCCUUCUCCCCCUGUGGCCCAGCUCUCCCAGGCAGAGAGGGGUGGCCAUGCUGGGUGGCAUGACAUGGCUAUCUGCCAACUCACUAUCGCCUCUCCAGUCUGACUGACUGGUGUUGACAUUAGUGAGUGUAGAAACAGCACACGCCUGCCUGCCUGGCUGGCUGUAAAAUGACCUCCUGGCUGUCUCAGUAAUGCUUCAGGCGUGUGAGCGAGAGACAGCAUUGUGUCAGCAUCAUAUGAGCUGUCUCAAACCGAUCAAUCCUGCCAGAACCCACAUGUCCAGUCAACCUAUCAACACAAUCACAGUACCACAACACUCUUCAGCUACACACAGCUCCCAAACACAUGCACUGACUUUGACUGGGACCCUAAGCACUGCACUAGGCAUAUAAGUAUUCUUAUAGAACAGUGCCUCUUCAGUUGUGAAAGUACCUCUAAGGUUGUUGUACCUGUGUUAGAAGCAGCACUUCAUCAGACCUCAUGUCAACGUGUUGUCUGCUAUCAGAGGUGCCAGUCAUUUCAAGCAGAGUGGCAGGCAGGGCAUGAUUGAUGACCACUUGCUCAUUCUCAGUGAUAAGUAGAGUAUAGAUUUGCUUUAACAUUCACUGUCUCUCGAUGUAUACUAUAAGGGGAACGUUGAGUUUCCAACCACAGUACAGUGAAUAUGUGACUACACAAUGCUUUCUAAUAUCUGCUCAACUUAAAUAAGGCUGUGCUCUUGAUGGCUCUCCUGACAAACAUGGUGUAGAUUUCCUAGUGCUCUGCAUGCUUAGCUGGCCGUACAGUAGCUUCAAUAAUUAGUGCAUGUUUUUGCCAGCUGUGGAGGAGGAAACAGCAAAUGGAAGCCUGACUCAACUGUUGCUAGGAUGCAAUCUGAUUUGGCUUAGUUGAGCAUUCAUCUAAAAUCAUCUGUGAGAUUCAGAGGAGGGAGAAAACCAGUGGGCCUUGAAAAUGUGCCUCAUCAAAUCUUAAUGUAUGAUUAUAAUACUGUAUUCCCAUUUGGGUGAAGUGUGCUUGUUUGUCAUAUGAUGUGCUGAAAUUAUAAGGUUAAAGCUAAAUCAAAUAAGAAAAAGAUAAAUAAACACGAAGGAGAAAGUUGAUCAAAUUAUAUGUUUAAAAAAUAACUGACUUCAAACAUUUGUGGGCCCCAGUCUCAAAAUCGAAAUGGUUGUUUUUAACCUUAAUCUGAACAUCAAACAUACAGUAACGCCUAAUGAUCUCUUUAUAAUAAUAAUAAUAAUAAUAAUAAUAUGCCAUUUAGCAGACGCUUUUAUCCAAAGCGACUUACAGUCAUGUGUGCAUAAAUUUUUACGUAUGGGUGGUCCCGGGGAUCGAACCCACUACCCUGGCGUUACAAGCGCCAUGCUCUACCAAUUGAGCUACAGAGGACCAUCUUUAAACAUGGGACACAAUGGUCAUAUUGUUUUCAAAUCAAAUCAAAUCAAAUGUUAUUUGUCACAUACACGUGUUUAGCAGUGUAGCGAAAUGCUUGUACAUGCUCCUGUUUCCCAGCUCCUACUGGUUGUGUCUGUAAUACCGCAUUUCUUUCACACAGCUCCUUACCAUUGAGCCCCCUGGGCAGCUAAUAGCAGCUGGUGUUUAAAGGAAACCCCAUUCAUAACCAACGUGUUUGUUUUGCCAGCCGCAGGGCUCCAGGAGUAGUGGCAAGGUACACAGCUUCGGCAAGAGGGACCACGCCAUCAAGAGGAACCCCAAUAUCCCUGUGGUGGUCAGGGGAUGGCUCUACAAACAGGUGAGCCCUCCACAUCACCCCAUCUCAGUCACUGUAGCUACUGGAUGGUUCAGCGUAAUCUCUGUAGUUAUGGCUAAGAGUACAACUCAAUCACUGUAGCUAUAGCUAAGGGCAGUGUGUUGGGGUCUUAUGGUAAACUGUCCUCCACUCUAACGGGAGCACACAUAAAUCUCAGGUCAAUAUUACAUCUCUGUCAUGUUAUGUCAUGUCAUUUACAGUGGCCUUUCACUUAAUGCAUGAUUCAGGAUAGGUAAUGAUGAGAGUCCACGUCUAUGAGAAUGUACUACAGUAUUAAUGACUGUGACCUUGUGGACUCUAGCUGAGUAAACAGGGAACGACAGUCAUCAUUUGUCAUUAUGGAUCUCUAUUUACCUAGAGGAUGGAGGGACGGAGGGAGCAUGAGAGAGAUGUCUCUUUAGGGGUGAGGUAUUAGAGGACGACACCCAGGGUGAUUAUCUCCUGUUGACUGAUGCCCCCUGGCACGGCUGGCACAGGGGUGUAACACCCCUGAGGCAGGCCAGAGGGGAUGAGACUUAAGACCCUGACAUGGUAACACGCCAUCGACUCAUAAGGAGUGUUUAGACAGACAGACAGUGGAAUGAUGGUUGCAGAACACUGUCGAUGUGCCCUUGAGCAAGGCACUUAAUCCUAAUUGCUCCUGUAAGUCGCUCUGGAUAAGAGCGUCUGCUAAAUGACUAAAAUGUAAAUGUAGAACACUAAUGAAUCCUUCAUAACAGGAUUCUGAUUAGGGAGAGUUAGUUAGACCUAUUGGAGCUCCUAUCAUGAAAUGAACACUGUUCUGUUCAGGGGGAACACUUGAAUGGAAUUCAAUUACUGGCUGUUCUAAUACAAUGUAUGACGUUUCUUGUGCUUUCCUUCUCCCUGUAAAUGGGUACUUUAGCCUAUAUUCCCCAGCUAUGGUUUUUAAUUAAAAUGUGCAUUAGAAUGUGAUGUUGUAUUGCUGAGAGGGCUUAAAUUCCAUGUUGUGUUUCCCUCUCCAGGACAGCUCUGGAAUGAGACUGUGGAAGAGGAAGUGGUUUGUGUUGUCCGACUACUGCUUGUUUUAUUACAAAGGUGAGUCACACAGGCACACCGGGCCAGGGUUUAAUUGAGACUAAUUAAAAUAGUCCCAGGGUGAAUUGAUUUGGUUAUGAAAUCCGAGCCAGUCCUCUUAAUUCCAAGUCGUCUGCUUCUUAGUGGAGCUAAACCUUUCAAUCAGAGAGACAUGACUGCAAUUAGACAACGUUCUGUUCUGCCACAGGCUAUUCUCUCUCCUCUUCUGUCUCUUUCUAUCUCUAUUUUCCUCUUUCUUUCACCUCUCCUCCAUUCAUCACACUGAGCUAGAGAUAAGCCUCCUGUCCUGCUGCCUGCCACCACAUGGGGAGCACAGCGGCUCCUUGAAUCAUGCUUGAAUUAAGUCUCACCAAUUACAUUUCCUACAGUCACGAAUCACCAUGCCUCUGCAGGAACAUAAUGGUGCAUUGAUGAAGCAGUUAUGCCAUGCUAUUUAUAAACCGGUAGAAUCAUUAAGGUAGUCAAGGCAGUGGGCCAGCGGUGAGGUGUGUGUGGUGGGUUGUUAUGUAUUGUGUGAUAAUGAUCACUUGCUUGUGUGUGUGUGUGUGUGUGUGUGUGUGUGUGUGUGUGUGUGUGUGUGUCCCUCUAGACAGCAGAGAGGAGACAGUCUUGGGGAGCAUCCCUCUGCCCAGUUAUGUCAUCACCCCUGUGGAGCCUGAUGACCACAUCAGCCGCAAGUAUGCCUUCAAGGUAAGUCUAGAGGGUAAGGGUGGGAACUAGCUAGUCACCUAAGGGAAAAUACUGUUACUAGCUACUCACAGUCCAACCAAGCUGCAUGAAUUCAGAACCAGACUACACAUAUGAAGGAGGUUUUCAACUGUGAAGGAAAUGCUAACUAACAGCCAUUAGAUAAAGUUGCUACACCUUGGUUACAGAGUUCGACAGUCACACAGCCAGGGGCCUGUGUGGGCGAGCCAGACAAAGUGUGCAGUGCUCCCUCUGAUUGGUGUCAGACUGGUGGGCUGUUAUAACACUCCAUUCUUACCACAUCAGUCUGGAUCCUUUCUUUAAAAGCACAGAGAUUAAUCAAAAAACCUAUACAGUCUAGACCAAGUUGAUUAUGGCACCAGACUGGCUCUUCCUAAUGUCUGCUUUGGCUUGGCCUGGCAUGCUAUGUCGCUUUGACCUGUGAGCUUUCAGUGUGGGCCCUUCAUGCAAACCCAUUUAAUUCACAAUAACACUAAGUGGGCAAUGUCACACUUACCUGUACCUCUCAUCUGCUAUUUCAUAACACACAUGCACCAAACACUUGAGGCCUGUAGGUCUCAAUAAUGUACUCCAGUAGGUAUCUUAUCCUGGUCUGAGGUACAGCGUCUGUCACUUUAAAGGUCUGUUUUGAAGCUGUGUUACUGUGCUGCUCUGCUCUCUGGCCCCUCCCCUGUCCUGUCAGUCAGUCAGCAGGCCCCAGUCAUCACCAGUAGAGCUGUGGGAUAGCAGCACUCUGUACCCCCACCACACUCCUCCCAGCCCCUCUCCUCUCCACACUCCUCCCAGCCCCUCUCCUCUCCACACUCCCAGCCCCUCUCCUCUCCGCUCCUCCCAGCCCCUCUCCUCUCCGCUCCUCCCAGCCCCUCUCCUCUCCGCUCCUCCCAGCCCCUCUCCUCUCCACACUCCUCCCAGCCCCUCUUCUCUCCACACUCCUCCCAGCCCCUCUUCUCUCCACACUCCUCCCAGCCCCUCUCCUCCAAGCCCCUCUCCUCUCCACCACUCCUCCACAAGCCCCCUCUCCUCACAAUCUCCCCUCUCCUCUCCACACUCCUCCCAGCCCCUCUCCUCUCCACCUCCAGCCUCCCAGCCCCUCUCCCUCUCCCACUCCUCCAAGCCCCUCUCCUCCAAGCCCCUCUCCUCUCCACACUCCACCCCCAGCCACACUCCUCCCAGCCCUCUCUACCAAGCCCCAUUCUCCUCCCACACUCUCCAAGCCCCUCUCCUCCCCACACUCCUCCCAGCCCCUCUCCUCCAAGCCCCUCUCCUCUCCACACUCCUCCAGCCCCUCUCCUCCAAGCCACUCUCCCCCCACACUCCUCCAGCCCCUCUCCUCCAAGCCCUCUCCUCUCCACUACCUCCCAGCCCCUCUCCUCUCCAUCUACACACUCCUCCAGCCCCUCUCCUCUCCACACUCCUCCCCUCUCCUCCAAGCCCCUCUCCUCUCCACACUCCUCCCAGCUCCUCUCCUCCAAGCCCCUCUCCUCUCCACACUCCUCCCAGCCCCUCUCCUCCAAGCCCCUCUCCUCUCCACACUCCUCCCAGCCCCUCUCCUCUCCACACUCCUCCUCUCUCCUCUCCACCACUCCUCCCAGCCCCUCUCCUCUCCUCUCCACACUCCUCCUCUCUCCUCUCCACACUCCUCCCAGCCCCUGUCCACUCCACACUCCUCCCCUCUCCUCCCAGCCCCUGUCCACUCCACACUCCUCCCAGCCUCUCUCCUCCAAGCCCCUCUCCUCUCCACACUCCUCCCAGCCCCUCUCCUCCAAGCCCCUCUCCUCUCCACACUCCUCCCAGCCCAUUUCCUCUCCACACUUCUCUUCUUUCUCUGGGCCUACAUGGGAACAUCAUUAUCUCUCUACUCAGUAUGGCUGUGGGGGAGUAAACUCAAACGCUCUGAAUUCCUCUGCUGUUUGAUUGUAUCUGGUCCAGGGAUGUUUCCUCUUGCAGACAUACAGUAGAACAUAGGAAACCAGUUUGUUUAUGCCUUAUUAACUAUUAAUGAUGACAUGCACCACAUUGAAUACGUUUACAUACACACUCAUAAUUCGAUAUUAAACUGAUUAUGGCAGUAGACAGAUUAUGCAAUAGUCAAGUAAAUACCUUUCUCUAUUUAUCUUAAUCGGCUUAAGGUCAAAAUCGAAGUAAGCAUACGCGAUUAAAACACCUGGUUUUCUGAGCAAUCUUUCGAAUUAGUAACACUUAAUCGGCGUUCCAGCAGUGUAUUUGAUCUGCGCGUGCUAGCACCAGCCCAGCGAGCCUCCCUCUUUAGCGCGAGUGAAGUGAGUUCGGAACAACUGAAUGUAUGCGUCUUAGAAGUAGUUUUCACAUACAAACUUUAUACAGUGGAGAAAAAAAGUAUUUAGUCAGCCACCAAUUGUGCAAGUUUUCCCACUUAAAAAGAUGAGAGGCCUGUAAUUUUCAUCAUAGGUACACGUCAACUAUGACAGACCAAAUGGUGAGAAAAAAAAUCCAGAAAAUCAAUUGUAGGAUUUUUAAUGAAUUUAUUUGCAAAUUAUGUGAAAAUAAGAAUUUGGUCACCUACAAACAAGCAAGAUUUCUGGCUUCACAGACCUGUAACUUCUUCUUUAAGAGGCUCCUUGUCCUCCACUCGUUACCUGUAUUAAUGGCACCUGUUGAACUGUAUCAGUAUAAAAGACACCUGUCCACAACCUCAAACAGUCACACUCCAAACUCCCACUAGGCCAAGACCAAAGAGCUGUCAAGGACACCAGAAACAAAUUGUAGACCUGCACCAGGCUGGGAAGACUGAAUCUGCAAUAGGUAAGCAGCUUGGUUUUAAGAAAUCAACUGGGAGCAAUUAUUAGGAAAUGGAAGACGUACAAGACCACUGAUAAUCUCCCUCGAUCUGGGGCUCCACGCAAGAUCUCACCCCGUGGGGUCAAAAUGAUCACAAGAACGGUGAGCAAUAAUCCCAGAACCACACGGGGGGACCUAGUGAAUGACCUGCAGAGAGCUGGGACCAAAGUAACAAAGCCUACCAUCAGUAACACACUACGCCGCCAGGGACUCAAAUCCUGCAGUGCCAGACGUGUCCCCCUGCUUAAGCCAGUACAUGUCCAGGCCCGUCUGAAGUUUGCUAGAGUGCAUUUGGAUGAUCCAGAAGAGGAUGGGAGAAUGUCAUAUGGUCAGAUGAAACCAAAUAGAACUUUUUGGUAAAAACUCAACUCGUCGUGUUUGGAGGACAAAGAAUGCUGAGUUGCAUCCAAAGAACACCAUACCUACUGUGAAGCAUGGGGGUGGAAACAUCAUGCUUUGGGGCUGUUUUUCUGCAAAGGGACCAGGACGACUGAUCCGUGUAAAGGAAAGAAUGAAUGGGGCCAUGUAUCGUGAGAUUUUGAGUGAAAACCUCCUUCCAUCAGCAAGGGCAUUGAAGAUGAAACGUGGCUGGGUCUUUCAGCAUGACAAUGAUCCCAAACACACCGCCCGAGCAACGAAGGAGUGGCUUCGUAAGAAGCAUUUCAAGGUCCUGGAGUGGCCUAGCCAGUCUUCAGAUCUCAACCCCAUAGAAAAUCUUUGGAGGGUUGAAAGUUCGUGUUGCCCAGCGACAGCCCCAAAACAUCACUGCUCUAGAGGAGAUCUGCAUGGAGGAAUGGGCCAAAAUACCAGCAACAGUGUGUGAAAACCUUGUGAAGACUUACAGAAAACGUUUGACCUGUGUCAUUGCCAACAAAGGGUAUAUAACAAAGUAUUGAGAAACUUUUGUUAUUGACCAAAUACUUAUUUUCCACCAUAAUUUGCAAAUAAAUUCAUCAAAAAUCCUACAAUGUGAUUUUCUGGAUUUUUCUUCUCAUUUUGUCUGUCAUAGUGAGUUGUACCUAUGAUGAAAAUUACAGGCCUCUCUCAUCUUUUUAAGUGGGAGAACUUGCACAAUUGGUGGCUGACUAAAUACUUUUUCUCCCCACUGUAUGUCUGAACUCAGAAUCAAAUAUGCUUACCAAAAACAACAUGGUCGCUGUGGUUGAACGUUUAUUUUGAUUGCUGAUUUUCUGCAUUUAUCAGUGCCGUCAGGUAGCCUGAUUUCAGAUGUGUCCAUGUAAACAGGAUUAUUAUGGAAAUCGUUCUUCUUGCAAAGCACGUAAAUGUUUUAAUCAAACUAUUAUAUUAAUCUGACUAUCCACAGUAAUCACAUUAUUGUGUGCAUGUAACCACACUCAUUGUUUUAUUGUUUCUCGCCUCAGUUGAAAGCAGGGUAAAGGAUCCUCCCUGUGGGUAGUGGAGGGUAAUAGAAUAUUUUCACAUUUCAAUCAGUAUGUGUGACAGACAGAGUAGACAGUACGAAUAGGUUUCUCUGCUGGGUCAGAGCCAUGGUGUUGACAAUAACCAUCUCCAUAUCUUUCUCAGUGAGAGCAGAGGACCCUUUAUGAAGAACAAUACAGGGUGAAUGUUUGAUGUGCUAGUUUGACGGCAUUCAAUUGCAGUCCUUUCAUAUAUUUUGUGCUUGGCUUUUUGUUCCUCCUGGGUGUGUGUACUGUGUGUAUGUGUAUGCGUGUGCGUGUGUGUGCGUGUGCGUGCGUGUGUGUGUGUGUGUGUGUGUGGUGCAGGUCUGGGUAUUACCCCUGCAGCUCACAUUACACACAAUGGAAUUUGUAUAACGAUUGUUGCCAGGGGAAAGAUUAAUUAUACAUUGAAGCUAUUUUCUAGCGUCUUCCUCGUAUUCAUCUACUCUAGCUCUCUCAUGACUCUAUCUAUAUCUCUUCCUGACUCUACUCUCUCAUCUCUCUCUUCUCUCUCUCUCUCUCUCUCUCAUCUCUCCUCUCUCUCUCUCUCCUCUCUCAGCUACUCUUCUCUCUCCUCCUCCUCUCUCUGUCCUGCCCUCUCUCUUCUGAACUCUCUCUCUCUUUCUCUCUCUCCGUCCGCCUCUCUCUGCCCAGGGAGGGAAUGUAUAUCACGGUUAGGUGAGAGGUUCCUGCUCUCAAUACUGUUCUGCUAAUUAUCCAGCGCAUGUAUUUAAGAGGUCUCUGUUCCGCUCAGCCCUCUCUCCUCUCUCUCUCUCUACCCUCUCUCUCUUUCUCUCUCUCUCUCUCUAGGUAAUCACAUAUUCCAGACCAGGAUCUUUCAUUAGACAUUGUCAAAGUUCAGUUAACUGUUAACUGGCUCAACAGAAUGCAUGAGGCACUAAAGACCAGAGUUUCCCAUCCCAUCCUAGCCUUACCUGAAAAUCCAGUAGACCCCCAGCCUAUGGCCAACUACGUUCUCUUCAGCCAUUUGCUCUCUCCAGAGUGUGGUGUUGUGGUGUAUUGCUGUAGUGUUGUGUUUGCUAGUGUGGGUCUGUAUUUUAGUCUGCUUGCUGCUUCCUCCGGUUCUAACAACAGCAAUGUUAAUCUACACUGAACAAAAAUAUAAAUGCAACAUGUAAAGUGUUGGUCCCAUGUUUCAUGAGCUGAUAUAAAAGAUCCCAGACAUUUUCCAUAUGCACAAAAAGUGUGUUUCUCUCAAAUGUUUUUCCCAAAUUUGUUUACAUCCCUGUUAGUGAGCAUUUCUCCUUUGCCAAGAUAAUCCAUCCACCUGACAGGUAUCAAGAAGCUGAUUAAACAGCUUGAUCAUUACACAGGUGCACCUUGUGCUGGGGACAAUAAAAGGCCACCCUAAAAUGUGCAGUUUUGUCACACAACACAAUGCCACAGAUGUCUCAAGUUUUGAGAGAACGUGCAAUUGGCAUGCUGACUGCAGGAAUGUCAGAGAAUGUAAUAUUUAUUUCUCUACCGUAAGCAGCCUCCCAAUGUCGUUUUAGAGAAUUUGGCAGGACGUCCAACCGGCCUCACAACCGCAGACCACGUGUAUGGCAUCGUGUGGGCGAGCGGUUCUCUGUCAACGUUGUGAACAGAGUGCCCCAUGUUGGCGGUGGGGUUAUGGUAUGGGCAGGCAUAAUCUAUGGACGACGAACAAAAUUACAUUUUAUCGAUGGCAAUGUGAAUGCACAGAGGUACCGUGACGAGAUCCUGAGGCCCAUUGUCGUGCCAUUCAUCCGCCACCAUCACCUCAUGUUUCAGCUUGAUAAUGCGUGGCCCCAUGUCGCAAGGAUCUGUACACAAUUCCUGGAAGCUGAAAAUAUCCCAGUUCUUCCAUGGCCUGCAUACUCACCAGAUAUUUCACCCAUUGAGCAUGUUUGGGAUGCUCUGGAUCGACGUGUACGACAGCGUGCUCCAGUUCCCGCCAAUAUUCAGCAACUUCGCACAGCCAUUGAAGAGGAGUGGGACAACAUUCCACAGGCCACAAUCAACAGCCUGAUCAACUCUAUGCGAAGGAGAUGAGUUGUGCUGCAUGAGCCAAAUGGUGGUCACACCAGAUACUGACUGCUUUUCUGAUCCACGCCCCUACCUUUUUUAAAAGGUAUCUGUGAUCAACAGAUGCAUAUCUGUAUUCCCAGUCAUGUGAAAUCCAUAGAUUAGGGCCUAAUUUAUUUAUUUCAAUUGACUGAUUUCCUUAUAUGAACUGUAACUCAGUAAAAUCUUUGGAAUUGUUGCAUGUUGCGUUUAUAUUUUUGUUCAGUAUAAUUCACUCUCUCUGAGUUGAUGACUAGCCAGCCGAGAACAGCAGAGAGACACUUCUGUUUUCUGGAGCCAGUCAAUGACCUUUACCCUCCUGUUCUGUUUGCUCUUCUCACUGUGUUUAUCUCUCGUGUGUUCCUAUUGGUUGAAUGGCCUCCUGUUGUGACUGUGUACUGGUGGAGCGAGCGCCGCUCCCCCCGGACAGCCGUCCUGAAACACGCUGGCGGGCCCCUCUUGCAUGAAUAGGUAUUUUAUUUUCCUUCAUCCUCCUCAGAGGACCGUCACCUAGCUUCGUCAUCCGUGCUCAUAGUCUACUUUUCAUUUGCCAAACCAAUUGAAGAAUGCACAUUUAGAUUAGAUGAUGAUUUUUCCCACAUCAAUCACGGAUGGAUGGACAAUGCCAGUGCGUCUCCAAAUAUUCAGGUAGGCUAAUUUCACUGAACGUUUGCCUUUGAAGCCAACCUUGGUUCUUGGUAUAACUGUAACAAGUGUCAAAUGAACUGUUGGAUGACUUAAAGUUCAUAUGGAACCACCCAUCAGUCAAAGCCUGAUACACAUCGGUUGUUGUGAGGGUUUAGACUGUAGCACUGGUAUUUGGCCCUGCCUCCUCCAUGUCAGUCAUCAGGACACUGUCAUCACCAUGUGAACCGUGGGAUAGCAGGGUCUCACACUGGGCUGGGCCAUCCUCCUCUCAUCCUCCUCCCAUCCAUCUCUUUUCCACACUCCUCUCCAGUUUCACUGCCUUUCUUUCUGUUGGCCUCAUCACCAUCGCAUUCAACAAACAUUCAGUCUAUCUAGCCACAUCUAGCUAUACCAGACUGUAUAUCAAUGUUUCUGUUGUAUUGUACAACCAGGCCAUAUCAUUUAGUGCCAUGGAACUGGCUCAUUGAUUAAUAUGUUUUGUAAUGCAUUUGUUUUGUAAUGUAUAGGACAUUUACAGUAUUAGGCAAGACUGCCUUCUCGUCUUGUGCACCACAGGCAUGGUAUAGUCUACAAUCCAUGCCUCAUCUAGAUAUGUUAGUGCCACUGAAUUAUUAUUAUUUUUUGAUGGGAGACUGUUACAGAGGAGUGUAAAUGCUUUUUUUAGGCUGGAUCAUGUUGUUGAAUUGUAUUGUUGUGUUGUGUUUUAAUUCUGGCCUCCCUUGAAAAAGAGACUCUGGGUCUCAAUGGGCUUUUCCUGGUUAAAUAAAGGUUAAAUAAAAAUAAAUACACAUUUCGGAAUGUUUUUUUUUUAGAUUGGUUUUUAUUCGACUCAUUGGCAUGGUUUCUAUUAGUGGAAUAGGUCCUGGAAGUUAAAGUGUGAUGUCUGUCUAUCGGUUGAUACUCUGCCUCAAAAGCUCUCUGGUUCUUAAAGUCAAGAUCAGCCUGUCGAUAAAUCACACAGGUUCAUUACCCAAUGAACGCUUAAGACCAGACCCCCCUAAUGUUAUGUCAAGAGAGCCUUAAAAUAGAGCCCUCAAGUCUUCCAUGCUAAAGAGGGGAGAGAGCUGGGUAGUAGCAGAGGUUCCUCCAUUUAUACUUGCCUUAAAAUCACACUAUUUUUGUGAAAGAGGAACUGUGGAAAGUGAGUAGCUGUUCCGACACGAAACAUCCCCACAUUGUUGAUGUGUGUGGUAGACUGCAGAGCUGGUGAGUGUGGAUGUGGACCCUAUGCCAUGGGUCUGGGUCUGGCCUGUCCAUUCAGCACUUUUCUCUGGGGGAUUCAGUUGAGAUCACGCUGGCACUAUGCUGCUGGAUAAUACAGGACUCUGCAAUCAAAACAGGCUUUGUUAACCCCGCAGCCAAGUAAGAUCGCUACAGCUGAUCACAAGAUACAAUACAAUACUAAACAGAAACACGACAUGAUGGUGGAUGCACCUGUUGCACACUAAAGAGAGGUUUUCAGUGAUUUAGAAUGGAUUGCUGUUUGUUUGUAAAUGGAGGAUGGAUUCCUGCUAGACAUAGGUUGCAUUCCAAAUUGCAUCCUAAUUCCUAUAGGGCUCUGGUCAAAAGCAUUGCACUGUAUAGGGAAUAGGGUGCCAUUUGGGAUGCAUUCUGAGACUGCAAGGCUGUACCCAGACUCUGAGAGUUAUUAUACAUCAGGAUAGAUGGAAGGAUAUUGUACCAGAUAGUACAGGAAUGUACUACUUUGAAGAGUUGUGCAAUAGUUGCAGGCAAAAUCAUGGUCUGGGACUAUGCAUGGACUAACAUGCUGGGCAGUACUGGAUGAUACAGGUUGUAUUGUAAUGGGAAAGGCAGUAGAAUGGUUUGGAGAGCAGAAAGCUGUAUAAAGGUCUUAGCUGUGCUGGAGGACUGGGCAGUGUAGUAGUUUGGGGUGGAACUGUGCUGGGAAAAUGCUGAUCUGUGUUGUAAUUGGACAGUAGGUUGUCAGUGGCAGCGUUGCCCCCCUAUCAGGGCAGGAUGGGGGAGAUUAGGCAUGCGUUGGGGCGUUGGGGUGGGUUUGCAGCCAGACAGGGGAACAGGGGGCCAGAUUUACAGUAGGGGCCAGACAGGAGGGCAAGCCCAUUACACUAUACUGUAGAGACGGAGCUACUCUAGCCUGAAGCAACCAGGGACCAGGGUAAGGCUAAUUAUGAGGUUGCUCUUUGUGUGUGUGUGUUGUGCUUGUCUCAGUGUGUGUUUGUACUGCGUAUGUCUCUCGUGUGCAUAUGGGUGAGAGGUUGUGCUCUGUAACAAUGCUAUAGCUAGGCAAAGUGGGUACGCUAUGUUGAGUUACUGUAACUUUGUAUGAAAUUAGUUUGUGCCCAAGGGUAUUAAUGAGGAAUUUGCUGUGCAUUGGGACUUGUGAAACACUUCAAAUAUACGGCAUAAACUGGCUGCUUGUCUAACUUUAAAACCAAUGCUUCUUCAUGCGUGGCCUGUUGCAUGAACAGCUUUAGUGUAGAGACAAUGGUGCCUCUUGCUUUUGUUAUUACUUUAGUAAGUUCUGGUGAUGGCUUUGAGUCCCAUUGUGAGCUAAUAUGCUAACGUGCUCUCUCUGAGUCUUCAUUUUCAGAACGUACCCUUUGACCCCUCAACCCAUCCAUCCCCUCUCCCUUCUUUAUUUUUGUUCUGUCUCUUCUAUUCUCUCUCCACAGGCGAGCCACACAGGAAUGCGCUCCUACAUUUACAAUAAGAACUCUGUGAUUGGCUCGCAGGCAGAGCACUGUGGGAUGAGGACAUACUUCUUCAGUGCCGACACGCAGGAGGACAUGAAUGGCUGGAUCCGAGCCAUGAACCAGGCUGCUCUCAUGCAGAGUCAAGGCAUCAAGAGGUUAGUCCCUCCCUCCCGCCAGGCAGGCUGUCCCUAGUUAUCCCCAAUAGUCUCAUCUGUAGUUAUCCCAUUAGUCUCCUCUGUAGUUAUCCCCAAUAGUCUCCUCUGUAGUUAUCCCCAAUAGUCUCAUCUGUAGUUAUCCCCAAUAGUCACCUCUGUAGUUAUCCCCAAUAGUCACCUCUGUAGAUAUCCCCAAUAGUCUCCUCUGUAGUUACACCCAAUAGUCUCCUCUGUAGUUAUCCCCAAUAGUCUCCUCUGUAGUUAUCCCCAAUAGUCAGCUCUAUAGUUAUCCCCAAUAGUCUCCUCUGUAGUUAUCCCCAAUAGUCUCAUCUGUAGUUAUCCCCAAUAGUCGCCUCUGUAGUUAUCCCCAAUAGUGUCCUCUGUAGUGUUACACCCAAUAGUCUCCUCUGUAGUUAUCCCCAAAAAUCCCCUCUGUAGUUACACUCAAUAGUCUCCUCUGUAGUGUUACACCCAAUAAUCACCUCUGUAGUUAUCCCCAAUAGUCUCCUCUGUAGUGUUACACCCAAUUGUCUCCUCUGUAGUUAUCCCCAAUAGUCUCAUCUGUAGUUAUCCCCAAUAGUCAGCUCUAUAGUUAUCCCCAAUAGUCUCAUCUGUAGUGACACCCAAUAGUCACCUCUGUAGUUAUCCCCAAUAGUCACCUCUGUAGUGUUACACCCAAUAGUCUCCUCUGUAGUUAUCCCCAAUAAUCCCCUCUGUAGUUACACUCAAUAGUCUCCUCUGUAGUGUUACACCCAAUAAUCACCUCUGUAGUUAUCCCCAAUAGUCCCCUCUGUAGUUAUCCCCAAUAGUCCCCUCUGUGGUGUCCCCAAUAGUUUCCUCUGUAGUGUCCCAAAUAGUCUCUUCUGUAUUUAUCCCCAAUAAUCCCCUCUGUAGUGUCCCCAAUAGUCUCAUCUGUAGUUAUUCCCAAUAGUAUCCUCUGUAGUUAUCCCCAAUAGUCCCCUUUGUAGUUGUCCCUACAGUAGUCCCCUCUGUAGUUGUCCCCAAUAGUCCCCAGUAAACCCAAUGCCUCCUAGUCCAAACAGGGAUCCACCAGUAUCUCUCCCAGUAGACCUUUUCAACUCACCUCUGCCUCCCUCUCUCUUCCUAUCACCUUCUCAGCACCAAAGCAAACACAUUUUUCCCAAUCUGAUCUUUAUCAUGUGCCUGUAGUAACAUUAGCAAAGUGCCUAACUGUUGGGGUUGUACGUGGGAGUGUACCUGGCCUUGCUUGGCAUGGUUUUGGCAUGGCAUGGUUUAGCAUGGCCUGCUUGGCUGGGACUCAGUGAGCAGUCAUCCAUGGCAGGGCAGGCGUAGCACUACUCUGAUAGUCUACUCUCCUGUGCUGUGGGAUGGAUGAGAUGUUGAGUACUGCAGCUGGCUGCUGUAUGGAUGAGUGCUCCAUCCUGCUCCUGCUGCCAGCUGAGCAUGGGCCAGUCACAGGGCACAGACACGGUCCCUCCCUCUACUCCCUCACAUGGCACAAACACAACUGCGUCCCAAAUGGCACCCUGUUCCCUAUAUAGUGCACUACUGAUUAGAGCCCCAUGGGCCCUGGUCAAAAGUAGUGCACUAUAUAGGGAAUAGAGUGCCAUGUGGGACGAGGCCAUUCACACACCCUCCUCCAUCACAGAGCACAGUCACCUGCCCAUUAUUGGCCAUUGUAACAAACCUACUGGUAGCCUUGACUUAAUUUGUGUUGUUAAUAAAUCUAUUUAAAUUAGUGUCAGCAUUAGAUGAACACUGGACAGGUUUAUGUAUAGCUAUUUCAAUUAAAAGGAGAAAAAGUAACGGUUUGGUCAGAUGAAUGACACAGCUUGUGGUGUAGUAGAAAUGAAGUGUACACUGAACAUACAGGAUGUGGUUGAUCUGGACUGGCAUGCUACAGCUGAGAGGGAAGGCUGGAUCUGAUGUUUUGUCAAACAAUUCCAUCUAGUGGCCAACGCUGCUCAGUGCUCGUUAGCGGCUGCAAGGAAAGCUAUUUCUCCUGAAAAACAUUGUCUAAAUCUACUGCUAGUGCUACAUUAUCAUGUAUCAUAAUGGAUGUCAGCAUUAUCAGGUUAGUCAGCAAGCUAGAACUUGGAAUCCCAGUAGAACAUUAGCUAACACUCAUUAUGUCUGAUGGAGAGAAUAUGCUCUGAACUUUGAAACUGAGUUAAAAACUGUCCGAAGAGGACCUGCCUUGACGUGUAUAGUGUUGGUCUGGGAAUCAGAUAAAUGAUAUCUCAGAUGAAUGACUCCAUGCAGAGGGAGAGAGUGGGACAAAUGAAUGAUCAGCUCCAUCACUAGAGCUAUUACACAGAGUCAUGGAUGAAGAAGCUACCCCGAGCUAUAUGUUUAAAGACAAAAUGGCUGUCAUUUAGACUCUCAAGGGGAACCCAGCCAGCCUCCUCUCCAAAUAACCUCACUUAGUUACACUCCCCUCUCCAUGAAAAUAUGUGGGUGUUAAAAACAUAUUGAAAACCCCUCCCUGUAGUCUCCCUUCCCUCUUUGGAGGAACUCAGUAAUGAAUAAAGGACAUUUGAAUGCUUUCACUAGUAUCACUCAAGUGGGAAAUAGCAUUGAGAGUCAGAGUCAGCUCAGGUUAAUGGAGGUGUCCAUGUUGGCUUUUUAUCUACAGCAUAAUACCUUCUAAUCCCCUGUUUCAAGUGUUCAGCUGUACUUUACCAUAAUGUAGUCACCUGUAUUAAUAUCUGAGGGGAAGGAGGAAUGAAUAGCAUGAAUCAUUUGUCUUAAGACAUAGAACUUAAGUAUUUAAUGCAUUACUAUAGGUCACUAAGUCCUUGACUAACAUUCAGAUAUAUACUGAACAAAAAUAUAAACGCAACAUGUUUCAUGAGCUGAAAUAAAAGAUCCCAGAAAUGUUCUAUACACACAAAAAGCUUAUUUCUGCACAAAUGUGUUUACAUCCCUGUUACUGAGCAUUUCUCCUUUGCCAAGAUAAUCCAUCCACCUGACAGUUGUGGCAUAUCAAGAAGCUGAUUAAACAGCAUGAUCAUUACACAGGUGCACCUUGUGCUGGGGACAAUAAAAGGCCACUCUAAAAUGUGCAGUUUUGUCACACAACACAAUGCCACAGAUGUCUCAAGUUUUGAGGGAACGUGCAAUUGGCAUGCUGACUGCAGGAAUGUCCACCAGAGCUGUUGCCAGAGAAUUGAAAGUUCAUUUCUCUACCAUAAGCUGCCUCCAACGUCGUUUGAGAGAAUUUGGUAGUACAUCCAACUGGUCUCACAACCGCAGCCCACGUGUAACCACGCCAGCCCAGCACCUCCACUUCCAGCUUCUUCACCUGCGGGAUCGUCUGAGACCAGCCACCCGGACAGCUGAUGAAACUGAGGAGUAUUUCCGUCUGUAAUAAAGCCCUUUUAUGGGGAAAAACUCAUUCUGAUUGGCUGGGCCUGGCUCCCCAGUGAUGUGAAAUCAAUAGAAAAUGUAUUUAUUUAUUUAAUUUACUGAUUACCUUAUAUGAACUGUAACUCAGUAAGAUCGUUGAAAUUGUUGCAUGUUGCGUUUAUAUUUUUGUUCAGUAUAUUAGCAUGUCACUAACCAUGUCACACUGAGCUGAUUAAUCAUGCCAGUUGUUUCUAAUGUCCAGGGGUUGGUGUGAUAGAAACGCCAGGUUUGGCUGUUGUCUUCAGCCUAGGUAACUGUAAAGUGCCUCUGUUAUAGUCCGGUAUCCCUGUUGACCUCUAUCGCCUCUCUCACCCCUCACAGAGAGGCAGUCACAGAGAGACCAGAAAUGUCAGUGCAGCAGGCAGUACCACAGACCAACCACGUUAACAACAACAACACCAGUAAGAGCCCCUCCCAGUUGCGGCCUGAGAGAGAGAAGCCUCUGGAGGGGGAGAUCCGACUGACCCAGGGGGACGAGGAGAGGAACGUGUUGGAGGCUCCUAGAAAGUUCAGCCAUCCAGCCACAGAGGUAGAGGUAGAGGUGGACAGGCUCUCCCCAGACUCUCUCCCUGGCCCCUCACACCCCAGGAAUGGCCAGGCCCACACGGUCCUCGCGACGCUGCCCCCUGAGCAGAAUGGGAACGUGGUGUAUAAGAGGGGCUUUGUCCCACGGACAGCCACAGAGAAGCAGGUGCAGAGGAAGACGGCUCUGACUCAGGUGGAGCACUGGGUCAAAGUACAGAAGGGAGAUCCGAAGAGGUCAGUCAGAAGACCUGCAUUACUCAUCUAAUCUAAUCUUCACUCUUAUCCUGAGCAUAAUCUUAACCUUAUCCUUAGCUUCAGUGAAGAUAACCCGAACCAUCAAAGGAGGUUGGUGGCACCUUAAUUGGGGAGAACGGGCUGGCGGUAAUGGCUGGAGCGGAAUUGGUGGAAUGGUAUCAAAUACAUCAAUCACAUGGUUUCCAUGUUUGAUGCCAUUCCUUUUUUCCCAUUCCGGACAUUAUUAUGAGCCGUUCUCCCCUUAGCAGCCUCGUGCUAACUAUAGCCUCAGCCCAUGCCCCAAUAUCAACCAUUCAAUUGACAUACUGUAUUUUACCAAACUAACUACAAAUGUCUCCCCCUGGUGGCGAUUGUGAAUGUCUCAGCUCUGAACUUCUUUUUCACUGUAACCGUUUUUUGGAAUAAAGUGGUCAUGCCUGAAUGGCUGUUAAUACUUUACUUUAUAUGCACUUUUGUUUCAACUCAGUAUUGAUGCUCAAUUAUGUGCCUGGUGAAAUAAGUGGACUGCACAGUUUGUAAAAGGCUCUAUCCCUCUUUCCUCACUUUAGCAACACAUCUACUACUGAGUACGCCCUCCCUCUCCCUCGGCGGACCCCUCCCCUGCAGCCUAAGGCCGUGGUAGUAGAGGCCUACCAGACGUUGCCAAAGACCCCCAGACUUCCGUCCGGCGGGAGCUCCCCUUCGGCGCCCCGCAACCUGCCCAGCGACUACAAAUACGCUCACGACCGGCUCAGCCACUUCCGCAUGUCCACCGAUGAGCGCAUGGCCACCAAGGAGGGCAUGGUAUGGCAGCUGUAUGAGUGGCAGCAGCGCCAGCAGUUCCGCCACGGCAGCCCCACGGCGCCCAUCUACACCGGGCCAGACUUCCUGGACACGGCCUCCUUCAGGGUCACCGUGGAGAUGCCUCGCUCCAUCUCUGUGCCCCCUUCCCCCUGUGAAGUCCCCCCGUCUGUCCCCACCUUCAAACCACUGUCCCCACACAGGCCACACACCCCCUCAGACAGGGUGACGGUCAGGCCGCUGGAUGAGGUGCCACCUGGGGAGUCCUCCACCGGCUCCAGUUCUCCUAGACGGGUGUGUUCUCAGCUCUCUAAGGUAGGACACUGACCCACUGGGGUUUAAAGGGUUAAAGAGGCUGGUCUAUCAGCCUAGGACUGUCACAAGACUAAAUGUUUCACAGCUAAGGAACGUUCAUCUUUCAUAAAUGGGUUUAAUUCUCACAGUUACUGAGGCCAUUUGUUUGUAGUGAAUUUCCAAUUCAUCUCUGUCUUAGAGGAAUAAUAACUUUGAUGCGUUAACCGUUAGAGAAAGGGCCGACCAUGGGAAGAUGAGCAUGAGAAGUAGCCCUGCUGUAAUUUCCCGGCAUCUUCACUUUGAUGUCGGUCACAAGCUCCGAAGGAUUCACACAGUCCACACCCAGGCCCUCUACACAGGUGGCUGGGUGUGUGUGUGGGAGUGUGAGCCUCCCCAUCGCCCAUUCAUCCCGGCCCAGCCCAGUCUCCAGGCUCAGACACACAUCAGCCUGUGUGGCCGUGUGUGUGUGCGCAAGUGUGUGACCCCCUGUGACAAGGCACUGUCCUGCGCCAUCCGCACCCUGGGCUGUCUCCCUGCCGGCUGCCACACCCCCCACAUGUGAGGCUGUCUUUACAAGGCUGCACCACACCAGCCUCCACACAGCCCUCAUCACCAGCCCACUGUCCUCACACCAAGUAAACAGAAUGUCCCAGCCUCUGUUUCCUCAUCAUUCACCCAUAACGUCAAGUCACUAAUUAUGUGUCUCAAAUAGAACACUGCCGCUCCGCUCGCUCACAGAAUAAUCAUAAACACACAAAGAGGAAAAGUAUAUUUUUAAUGAGCCACAGUAUGUGAGACCAUCCAAGAAAGCAAUGGUUUAUGGGUACUAAGUUUAGUCUGCAGAUUAACUUUGUUUUGGUGGAUCCAGCAUCUUUUAGGCUGGUGAUGUCUUUUUGGCUUGCGUGUGUAUUUCAGGGCUGUGUUCUAUGUACUUCUAUGGAAUAUCACACAAGUGUGUGUGUGUGUGUGUUAUUAGCGGCUAAUUCAGUUUGCCCAGGGCCUCUCAGCACUCUAUAAACAUCUCCACUAUCUCAACCAUCAGCAACGGUCUCUUUCUUCUGAUCUUACAUUUAAAUAAAAAACCUAUUAUACAGCAAAAAAAAGAGUGGCUUGGGAAUCUCUGAGGGAAUGGCUCACAGUGCUUCUCUCGCUGGUAGCAAACAAAUGUUAUUUUAAGAAAGCAGGUUGGGGAUAAUUUAUGUGUAGUUAAUUAAAUCUCUUGUUGUUUGUGUCCUUUUAAGGUUCUGUGAUGGGCCUAGCCGAGGAAUUCUGUGUGUUAAGCAAAAAUGUCAAAUCUUCCAAACCCUGUAGCAACUUAAACUGGGGGCACACCUUAUUUCAAAUAAGAGGAGGAGGGAUGGAAAUAAAUUCAGGGAUAGAAGAAAAAAUAUGCUGUGUGCACAAAUUUGUUUGUAAAGUUGCAGGCAAUGCCUUUAAGUUUGGGAUGCUACAUAUCAGAAUGCCCCUUAGCGGGGACAGAAAGCCAGUAACAACCUGAGCCACAUUGCAGGCAUAUUCAUCCUUAUAAAUGUUCAUUUAUGAUUUGACAUUCUGUUUGAUUUGUGAAAUGGGAUAUGUAGCCUAAUAAUAUUUGUUGAUGUGUGUGUUUUCCCACAGACUAGUCAGAUCGAGAGACGGUCAAUGCCAGCCAUGGGCUACAUCACACACACAGUCAGCGCACCCAGCUUGCAUGGGAAAACGGUACAGCUUCUGUCUUUUUCAUUUAUCUUCAUCACACACCCAGUUGAAACUAUUCUCUGCUUUAUAUUAGGACUAUUAAAGAUUAAUGCUGAAGGAAACUUUGAUGUAAUACAUUUCAAUCAGAAAGCAGCACCAUUUUCAGGCUGGUGGAUUCAGUGUUGUUCUGCUCUGGAGGGCCUUGUGUGGGUGGCGGGGAGAGAGAGGAGCAGAUAUUGUGGUAGGAUGCUUAGGCACACAUCUCUCUGGAGCCUGAAGAGCUGAGCCCUCACUGCUGCCGCCCUGGUGGCCAGGUGUUGAAGUGCUAUCUGUCUGCCCCUCCCUUCCUGGCUCUCCCUGGCCUGGGCCUGACCCUACUGCAGCCGGAGGAGCUGACCCUGCUGCUCAUUCAGCUCAGGAGGCACCAGGCCAAGAUGGCUGGUGUCCACGGCGACGCCCUCCACCACCUACAGCACAACGGCCUCCUAGGCCCCAGCCUGCAGGUCAGGCCCCCUCGUAUCCUCCCCCCUGCAGCCACCCUGUCCUGCAACCCCACUCCAGUGAAUCGUGGAGACCCAGCCCCCAGCCACAUCCCCAUCACCCGCAGUCUGUGUCUCUGCUAGUGUUUUGGUCCCAGCCCCAUCAUUCAUUGGACUGUGUGGUGUGUGUUGGUUGUGUCUUGUUGUACUAGUGGCUUAGGUGCUCCCCUGUUAGCAUGGACUGUCUGCAGCUAUAGAUACACCAGCCUGUGUUGUGUUUGAAUGGAUGGCCUCACUCAUCUAUCAACAUAAUGUAGCGCUCUGUUGAGCCUUAUAGAGCCGUGUUUUAUUUGAUUUGUUAGAAAACAAACAAACAUGAUUUUGCUCCUAAGCAUCAUCCCAAGCAUGUCGCUUGUUGACUAUGCACCGUGCCUGCCUUUACACACAUAUACUGUAGCCUUAUCUUCUGUUGUUUGAGGUCUUUGCAAACCUGGAUAACUACAAUGAGAAAUGUAUGUUUGUCCUGGUUGUGUUGAACUGUGUGUUUCUGAGGUCACUCUUAUUAGUGUAAAGUGAUCCUGGGUACACAGCACAGGUUGUUGGUGGUACCUUAAUUGGGGAGGACGGGCUCGUGGUAAUAGCUGGGUUGGCAUUAGUGGAAUGGUGUCAAAUACAUGGUUUCCAUGUGUUUGAUGCCAUUCCAUUUGCUCCGUUCCGGCCAUUAUUAUGAGCCUUCCUCCCCUCAGCAGCCUCCACUGCUACAAAGGCUAGCUCAGUAGUGUGUCUCCCUAGAGCAGGGGUAGGCAACUAGAUUCAGCCGUGGGAGAUUUUAUGUCGGAACGAAUGGUCGGGGGGGCCGGAACAUAAUUAUAAUAAUUUGUACACUGCAAAUUGAUCACAACUAAGCCCAGAAAGAGGUUGUAUUUUAAAUAAUGCCUUGAUUAUACUGAGUCAAGAUCACAUAUCUCUUUUUUUAUUUGUGGGAAUACUUGGGAACAGAUUUCCUAAAAUAAUCUGAAUUCCUGGUGAUUUUACAGUCUUAAAAAAAUAAAAUAAUAAUAAAUAUGCCUGUUGCCGACCCUUGCCCUAGAGGAGCCAGUCCAAACACAGUGCACUGUUCUCAGACCUGAACACCACAGUGAAGCUGCAAAGGUGCUCAAUAACAACCAUGCUCAGUCUCUCUCCAUCAACACUUACGUUCUCUUCAUGCUCAUGUAGACAUGAUUUACCCAUGGCAGAGAUUUGGUGGCGAACUGAAUUACAAGCAUUAUACUGCCCUAUGAAAUGCUAAAGCUAUUUGUGUAAGCAUCCCUAAACUAUUUAAAUAGCAGCCCUACACAACAAUCUAGUUUGGUGUACAUUCUCAUAAUAUAACCCAAUCAAUCUCCCUGAUUUUCUGUCCUAUUUUGCCUCACUAAUAUUAAUUUGACUGUGGUGAUAUGAUCUCUACAAUGAGAAUGAAGUAGAGAUGUAGAGUUGUGCUGUAACAGCGCCUGACUAGUCUUCCAAUACUAUAAUUUCCUAGCAUCCUUUGCAGCUUCCAGUCUUGUGAUCUGUCUCUCCACUCCUCACUGUCUGUCAGGCUGAUGAUACUUACAUGCAACUGAAGAAGGACCUGGAGUAUCUAGAUCUGAAGGUGGGCCCCAAGAACAAAGCUAAUGUAAAUGAUUAUUCAUCUCUCUUCCUCCUCCUCUCUCCUCUGUAGCCUGUAUCCUGCUCUUCCCUCCACUGUCUACAGUGUCAGUCUCUUCCUCAUUCACACACCUCCUUCUGCUGCUCUCUCCUCUUCUUUCUGCCCUUGUUCCUCACGGCUGUGUGCUUUAGGUUGAUGUUGGAAUUUAAACUGUCUUCUGUGUGUUUUAACCACUGUUGUUUUUGUUAAUAAUGCUCUGUAUUCUUGACAAUAAUGCUAUGCUGCAUUAAUCUGUGUGUCUUUACUAUCAAUUCAGCAAAGCAAACAACUUGAGUGCAAUAUGAUCUUAUACAAAAAAGUAUAUGGUUAUUGGCUAAAGUAUAAACUAUACAAUUUUCUAUAUUGUGCCAAAGCUAGCUAUUUUUGCAAUUGGAUAAAAGUACAUUGGGAAUAGUACAUGUUCACCCUGAAAACAUGGGGCCAAAAUAUCAUACCUCCACUGAUGGGAACUGUAGUUUCAAGCAGCACAGUAUUAGAUGUCAAAAACUACAUUUUGCAUCAUGUAAACUUCACUUCCCAUCAGGCAGUGCUGCUAAAAGAGACCUACAAUGGGCGCGUUCAACAUUGCAGCCGACUUUAAAGGCGAGUCGAGACUGACUGAUCUACAAAUCACCUUGCAUCCUAAAUAACUACUCAAUAUUAUUUGUAGUUCAUUCAGUCAGUCACAAUUUACCCAUGAUACAUCACAAUUUUGAUGCUCUCGAACACGUAAAGUAUCUUGCUGCUGUGCGGCUUCAUAUAAGUCUAAUGCCAGCUUCAGCAGAAUGACCUUGUGUGUUGUAAUGUUUCUACAUUCUGCUAUCAGCAAUUCUCUUCCAUUAACAACAGUACAAAGCAUCUGAUCCCCCUGAAGUGAUUUGUAUGUAUAACACCACAAACCUUAACUAACCUUCUGUUUCUUGGAGUGGGGAGUUCUAUUAUCGAUGUGUACAUUCUGAUGUAACACCUCUCUAUUUCCUGUUUUAAAACAGAUCAAAAGUACUGACCCGUUGAUCGUUAUGGUACUCAAUGUGUUAGAAAACACCCCUCCAGGUUUUGGGUCCAGUUGGAAUGUAAGGAUGGUGUGCAUACAAAGAGUGAGACCAUUCCACUGCUUCUCCUAAUAGAAUGUGUAUAAUGCACUCCUCACCUGCCCAUGUUUGCUGUGAGGAGUGGACAUGUCAGAAGAGAGACCCACCUGUAACUGUAGUGCAUAGCUUGGCCUGCUGGGUACUGUAGUCCAUCAUGGUGAUGCUGUGUCAGUGUGUGCUGACUGACUGAUGGGGACUCUGUCUCUGCUCUCUGUGAGAGGGAGUCCCAUUGCAUGCUGUUAAACCCUGGAUUGCACUUUGUUUCACAGCUUUUCUUUUCCUUUUGUUUGGCUUGUAAGCACUAAAGAGACAACCCAAGGGUGCUCUUUGAGAAACGUCAAUACUGAUUAUCAUUUAACACUUGUAUUAGAAUCAGAGCUAAAAGGUCAGCUAAAUAAUGUGUGCUUUGGUAAUAAUUGUAAACACACCUACAUCUCUAUGCCCUUUGAAAUGGAUCAACAGAAAUCAUUAGCUCUGUUUGGUCAUUAAGUCAAUUGAAAUCUCUUAGCGAAAGACACUGAAAUAUAGCUACAGUUUAUAUCAAUUCUAACUGGGCCAGUUCACUGACGUCUCUGAGAUAUGUCUUUGGCCAAGUCUGAUUUAUCAUUGUAACAGAGAGGAUCUAAAGGAGGUGCCAUAUUUCCUUCUAGUUCCUCCCUUUCUCCUGGUUCAUAAAGAGGACACGGUCGUUAACUAAACCCACUGACACACUGCCAGGAAAGAGCAGCUUUGUGAUUCUCCAUCAUCCAGGCCUCUCUUAAAUGCACAGAUGCUGUUUUUGUCCAUAAAUAUAUUUGCACAGCUUUUAAAGCAGUCGUAUUGCAUUGGCUUGUGCAUACUACUACCCAAGUCUUUUUUGUUGAAUAAUUUUUGCAUAACUGUUCUACAUUGUGGUUUCUGCAAUCCCAAUGUCCUUAGCAAGGUCUCAUGCUGUUGCUUGAUAAUUGCUGUAAUGUUGUUGUUCAGUGUUAUCUAUUGAAUGUUGGUUUUAAUAUUUAGGGUAUUUGAACAAUUUUUUUGCAACUAUUACUGGGAGAAGUAAGGUUGUAUUUGUGCCUUUGGGGCAUUGCAGGUUACAGGGCGUGAAACGCUAAAAGACAGACCAUCGAGACCUGUUAAGAUAGCAGAGAGCGAUGUUGAUGUAAGUAUACCAUCCCCCACCCCUCCCUAACCAAACCUUGUGUGAUAAACACCCAGUUUAUCCAUGUCUCUCCUUUUCUUCAACGUCUAUCGUUUUUCACAUCUUACGACCCACUACAGAGACAGUGAACUGAGGAGUUGAGAAGUUGGUAUUCUGUAGUUGUGGUAAACAGAGGGUGUGUAGGGAGGAAGGAAACGGUGCAGAGCUAAGAUGCAACACUGUGGGGACAGAUAGCUUCACCGUUAAAGCUUGAGAGUAUCGACGAGGGCUUUUAUUUCCAGCUCUCAAUUUAAAGGGAAAAAUACAUGUAAUGGGAUUUUAGACGUAGAGCUCUUAAAUGUUUCAGUUUGAUUUGUGUGAUCCGGCCUUUUUAAUUCUUUGUUUGCUCAGAAUGGAGGUAAAUAAGCUUGAUGUCUUGGCUUUUCAUCAUUAGCAUUGUUCCAGUUUAACAAUUUAUAAGAAUUUGCUGGUGAAUUUGUUUGAACAAUAAAUAUUUCAUGCAAUUAAAACAACAAUAUACGGCUGUGAAAUAAAAAACAGCUUAAUUAUUAAUUGAACAGAAUGAUAAAUAGAGCUCGAGAUGAAACACUCACUGUGUGAGAAAGACUGUAAACUAGGCAGUCUUAUUUUGUUUUCAGAAACAUAUAACCCAUUUCUGCAGGGAAAAAAAUAUGCCAGUCUCAAUAAGCACUGUUCUCCUGAAAAGUGAAUUUAAAAAUAUGGAUUUUUGAUUAUGAUUACUUAUAAUGGGCAUUACCAUUCUCCACAAGCAGAUAGUAUAAAGCUUUAUUUAUUUAUUUUCACACAGAGAAGAUGAAUAGAGGUCCUCAGGGCAUUUCAAAGAGAUGGGUCUUAUUGACAUAUUUACAGACAGAGUAGACUACAGUAGACUAUCAAUUCAUUCUGCUGGGCGCUGUGGUUUGAAUAGUGUUUACCAGAAGCUGCUGGGCAGAGGGCCCCUGUUAUACCCAUAGACCUAGUCUUCUUAAUAUACCUUAUCAAUCUCUGUUCUCUGUGCUACCUGCUGCUGGUCCCUGUGCAGGUGAAGCUAAGUCGACUGUGUGAACAAGACAAGAUCCUUCAGGAGCUGGAAACAACGAUACGCACGCUCAAGGAAGACAAGGUAUUGGGUUUUGUGUGUUUGUUUGUGUGUGUGCGCGUGUUUGUGCAUGUGUGUGUGUGCCUGGGUAUGUAUACGUGUGUAUUAGCCCCCCCCUUGUCGUGAUAACCCCAUGCCCUUGUGGUGUCCUGUCCUACAGGACAAGUUGGAGUCAGUGCUGGACGUGUCCCACCAGCAGAUGGAGCAAUACCGGGACCAGCCGGCCCACCUGGAGAAGAUAUCCUACCAGCAGAGACUACUGCAGGAGGACGUGGUGCACAUCAGAGCUGAGAUCUCUCAGGUGUCCACGGUAAGACCUGCUCUGUCUGACCUAACACAGACUCGCUCACUGGUCUGGACAAAGCCCCAUUCACUGACUACACAACCUCUAUCUCUCUCUCUCUUUCUCUCUCUCUCUCUCUCUCUCUCUCUCUCUCUCUCUCUCUCUCUCUCUUUAUUACUCUCUCUCAUGCUCUUAUUCUCUCUCUCUCUCUCUCUCUCUCUCUCUCUCUCUCUCUCUUACUCUCUUAUUCUCUCUCUCUCUCUCUAUGUCUCUCUUGCUCCAUGCAGGAGAUGGAGAAUGCAUGGAAUGAGUACAGCAGCCUGGAGAGAGACGUAGACUGGUUGAGGACAGCUCUGGAGGGCCAGAUGAACCGCAGUGGUCUCUCUCAGGUCAGGAUCGCACCACAACCACACCGCUGCAAACACAUACUCUCGUACACCGUCAGAUUCCGAGAGGGAUGGGAACAAACGCCUGUAGUGUUUGUGUUCAUGGUUGUGUGUGUGUUUGUCUAUGAGCAGCAGGAGAAGUCCCAGAUCAAGAGGGAGUUGUGGAGGAUUGAAGACGUAAUAGCAGGCCUCAGCUCUAGCAAAGCCAAUUACCAAGUCACCAUCUCCUCUGUGACCAACCCAGGUGAGAGGAGUGCUGUGCCUCUUCCUCCGCUUGCCUCUACCCACACACACUGGAGCUCAGGACGAGGUCGAGAGAGAGAAAUGGAUGCUACUUGUCAUACGCUUAUAUAUUUACAGGGGACAAAAUGCCUCUCAUUAUGCAAAACAUUGCUGAGUUUAUUAUGGUCUGUAUGUGUAUUUGGCUUUUGUGGUUGGAGUGUUGUUAUCUUAUGUAAUUUGAAUGUGUGUGUUGUGUGUGUUGGGGAGUGUUUUACAUGUGUUUUUGUGUCUCCAGAGAGAAAACUUGUGCCUUCCGUGUUGCCGUCGUCAGUGCCUUCUCUGUCUGCCAUUCCCUCCAUGGGAGAGAUGAGACUGGCCCAGCAGCACAGCCCCCACCUCAGCCACACAACCCCUACCCCCACCUCCACCCAGCACACCACCGCAGCCCUCCCCAUGUCUGUGCCAAAAUGGGUGAGUGGCCCCCGCUCCUCUCCCACAUGGAGGACAUACAGUGUUGAAUUUUAUACUAUCUGAUAGUAAAUGUGAUUGAAUAUGAUAGUAAAGGCUAUGCUGGUUGGUUGUUUUCUCUGCAGGCAGAGGAGGGCGCCCCUCCCCGACCGCCACUACCUCAGCUAUACAGUCCUGAGGACCACGCCCCGGCCGUGCCCCCGCUACCCAGGGAGACCACCGUCAUCAGACACAUGUCUGUACGGGGCCUCAAACGACAGUCUGACGAACGCAAGCGGGACAGGGAGAUUGGCCAAUACACCAACGGAGACAACAAGGUGCGUGUUUGGAGAGAGCUAUGGAGCCGUGUGUCUGUGUGUACAGUGAGGGAAAAAAGUUUUUGAUCCCCUGCUGAUUUUGUACGUUUGCCCACUGACAAAGAAAUGAUCAGUCUAUAAUUUUAAUGGUAGGUUUAUUUGAACAGUGAGAGACAGAAUAACAACAAAAAAAUCCAGAAAAACGCAUGUCAGAAAUGUUAUAAAUUGAUUUGCAUUUGAAUGAGGGGAAUAAGUAUUUGACCCCCUCUCAAUGAGAAAUAUUUCUGGCUCCCAGGUGUCUUUUAUACAGGUAACGAGCUGAGAUUAGGAGCACACUCUUAAAGGGAUUGCUCCUAAUCUCAGUUUGUUACCUGUAUAAAAGACACCUGUUCACAGAAGCAAUCAAUCAAUCAGAUUCCAAACUCUCCACCAUGGCCAAGACCAAAGAUCUCUCCAAGGAUGUCAGGGACAAGAUUGUAGACCUACACAAGGCUGGAAUGGGCUACAAGAUCAUCGCCAAGCAGCUUGGUGAGAAGGUGACAACAGUUGGUGCGAUUAUUCACAAAUGGAAGAAACACAAAAUAACUGUCAAUCUCCCUCGGCCUGGGGCUCCAUGCAAGAUCUCACCUCGUGGAGUUGCAAUGAUCAUGAGAACAGUGAGGAAUCAGCCCAGAACUACACGGGAGGAUCUUGUCAAUGAUCUCAAGGCAGCUGGGACCAUAGUCACCAAGAAAACAAUUGGUAACACACUACGCCGUGAAGGACUGAAAUCCUGCAGCGCCCGCAAGGUCCCCCUGCUCAAGAAAGCACAUAUACAGGCCCGUCUGAAGUUUGGCAAUGAACAUCUGAAUGAUUCAGAGGAGAACUGGGUGAAAGUGUUGUGGUCAGAUGAGACCAAAAUCGAGCCCUUUGGCAUCAACUCAACUCGCCGUGUUUGGAGGAGGAGGAAUGCUGCCUAUGACCCCAAGAACACCAUCCCCACCGUCAAACAUGGAGUGGAAACAUUAUGCUUUGGGGGUGUUUUUUUGCAAAGGGGACAGGACAACUUCACUGAAUCAAAGGGACGAUGGACGGGACCAUGUACCGUCAAAUCUUGGGUGCGAACCUCCUUCCCUCAGCCAGGGUAUUGAAAAUGGGUCGUGGAUGGGUAUUCCAGCAUGACAAUGACCCAAAACACACGGCCAAGGCAACAAAGGAGUGGCUCAAGAAGAAGCACAUUAAGGUCCUGGAGUGAUCUAGCCAGUCUCCAGACCUUAAUCCCAUAGAAAAUCUGUGGAGGGAGCUGAAGGUUCGAGUUGCCAAACGUCAGCCUCGAAACCUUAAUGACUUGGAGAAGAUCUGCAAAGAGGAGUGGGACAAAAUCCCUCCUGAGAUGUGUGCAAACCUGGUGGCCAACUACAAGAAACAUCUGACCUCUGUGAUUGCCAACAAGGGUUUUGCCACCAAGUACUAAGUCAUGUUUUGCAGAGGGGUCAAAUACUUAUUCCCCUCAUUAAAAUGCAAAUCAAUUUAUAACAUUUUUGACAUACAUUUUUCUGGAUUUUCUUGUUGUUAUUCUGUCUCUCACUGUUCAAAUAAACCUACCAUUAAAAUUAUAGACUGAUCAUUUCUUUGUUCAGCAGGGGAUCAAAUACUUUUUUCCCUCACUGUAUGUGUGGUACUGAUCUCUGUCUCUGUGGGUGUCAGGUGGAGCUGCGGACCUUCCUGAGUGAACCUGAGCUGCUGGGAGUGGGAGGGUCUGGUCACAUGAGGAUGGGGGCCUUGGGGCAUGAUGGUGGCUACCAGACCUUGCCAAGCAGAGGUAAGUAGCUCUAGGUCCAACACAUGUAAUUACAUUUUACAUUUUAGUCAUUUAGCAGACGCUCUUAUCCAGAGCGACUUACAGUUAGUGAGUGCAUACAUUUUUUCAUACUGGCCCCCCGUGGGAAUCGAACCCACAACCCCAGUGUUUCAAAAGCCAUGCUCUACCAACUGAGCUACAUGGGACCUUGAUGUAAAGUUGAAUGACAUAUUUGUUUCUUUGAAGAAUGUCUUACUCUUCAGAAUAAGCAAACAGCUUGAAAGGCUAAACAGCUUGUUUUUAUAUAGUGUUCACACCAGCAGCAAAUAUGUGGUUUGUAAUGUACCCACUGAACAUGCUUUGGCUCUUGUGCUAACUUGGGAGUCGUGUUUUCAUAUUUGCUGUCUUUCUCUCAGGGCCGGCUGGCUCCUCAUCCAGGCUAAAUCAGUCCACAAACAUCUCCUCUUACGUUACCCUCAGAAGAGGAGCCUCAGCCGCCUCAGGUCUGAAGGUAAGACUCCAACUAUUUCUGGCUGACUAGGAGUCAAGAGAGUAGGUGGAGAGGCAGCACAAAUAUUGUUUCUAAAUGCUGUCAUGGCUUUUACUUUUGUGGAGCUGACACAAGCUGACUUGAUUAGAUGCAGCAUCUAGUACAAAACGCUGAGUACAUGGAAAAAACUAGAAGGUAAUUUUCCAUGAAGAAAAAUGGUGACAUAUUUCAGCUGGCCAAAAGUAUUGUUAUAAUAAUCGAAGAAGUUUAGAAGUUUUAAAUUGCUAUUGUUGAAAAAUAUAGGCUAAUGUAGAAGUAGAUACUGUAUUACGGUAGUGGGAUAGCCGUUAGUGGGAUAGUAACAGUAGAAUUGCAGUAGUUGUGACUGUAGUCCAGUAGUAGUGGUAGUGGUAGUGGUGGUGAAUGACUGUGGUAGUAGUAGGCCAAGUAGUAGUAUUUUGAUAUAUAGAGUGGUUUUGCUGAAGCAAGGAACACAAAUAACAAGUCAGAAGUAUAUCAAAUAACUACAGUACUAGAGUGUUCUUGCAGAAGUAAGUCACACUAAUUAGUGAUUCUCAUUCAUAGAAUGUGCUCCCCUACUUCUAUAAUUUGACAUUUCUGAAAGUUCCACGGCAGUUUUACAUUUACAUUUUAGUCAAUUAGCAGACGCUCUUAUCCAGAGCGACUUACAGUUAGUGAGUGCAUACAUUUUUCAUACUGUUAAUUGAAUAGUGUGAAGUUAGCUUAAUUAAAGUAGGUGAUGUGGUUACUGAAACAGCUGUAGCUCUUAAUUGGUAGAAGUUAUUCCUGUUCUGAUUUCAGAUUUGAAUAGCCGAGAAGUAGACUAAGAUUUCAUAUGCUAUAAGUUGUGGUUGGGAAAGUGGUCAAAACGCCAGUUGUUUCAAAACGUUGAGAGAAAAGUAGUUGAUGCGGUUACUAAAGCAGCUGUAUCGUUUCAUUGGUAGAAGAUAUUUCUGUUCAGAAUUCAGAUUUAAAUAGCAGAGAAGCAGACUAAGAUUUCCUACCCUCAAAGUUUUUGUCUAACUUGUUGGGAAAGUCACAUUGUUUACAGUGAAUAGAAUGUUGGAAGUCUGGGAGUUUUUAACAAUGAGAGCUUUAGAAUGUGAAGAAAUCCCUAUUAAAGUGGAUGAUUUUUGGGGGGCAAGGACAAAAAGCUUAAUAGUUUAAAAAGUAUACAUUUGAUCAAAAAUAUGUACUGUAUACAAGAACACUGUUCCAGACCGGUAUGCACGUUUGAAAGUUUGAAUGGUGUACAAAAAAUAGUGUUCCAAAGAAAAAGUUUAAAAUAAGUUUGGUCAUUAUUUAAAGUGUGACUGCUGAGCAAGUCACAUUAAAGAGCAACUGCCCCUAAAAAACGACUUCUCAUUUAGAAAACAGCCUAUGUCGCCUCGAUAUGAGCCAGACGCAUUUAUUCUACUGUCAAAAUGACUACAAAGUGUAAAUAGAAUAAUUUUGGUCAUAAAGUCAGUCUUGUACAAAACUGAGUUUUGUUCCUGAGUGUAUGUCACAACGUAAAUGAAGGUUGGUUUUAUUUAAAUCCUGCCCGCAUGCCCACAGCUGGCAGCACACAAGUAAUAAUCAGUUUGGAGUGCAGCUGCACAUGACCCGAUCGUAAUGCCCGUGGUAAAGUUGGUUUGACUUUGGAUAUCCCUAUGGGACAAUAUGUAAAAAUUCCAAUAGCUCCAAAUUUCAAUGACUUAAAAACCUAAAACCAACUAUAAAUUGUAGAAAUUCAUAUACAGAUAUUGAAAGCUAAAAGGUAUGCAACAUAAAAAUAUUGUCUCAUUUACGUUGUAGUUUAUUGACGGUCCCUAACUACCCUGGAGAUAGGCUAUCCAAAGUCAAACUAACUUUGCCACGGUCACACACCAGCCGGAUGAAGCUAAUUGGCAAAAUAAUUUGGCUAACUCUUCCCACCUGCGAACACACACACGAAACACCAACAUCAAACCACACCCCGAAAUCAACUCAAGUUUGAAUUCAGUCAUGGCUGCUAGAAUUUCUUAAUGACCCAAAUCUAAAAUGAGGCCAAAACAGGAAGUUAAGCCGCCCUUUAAUAAUCCAACAUCUACAACUUGAGGGGGUGCAAGAGAGCCUAUGCAAUGCUAAUGAGUUACUGCUUUAAAGACAUGCUCUGGAACUUUGGCGACUACUAAGUAUUUUUUAAACCUCCCGCUUUGGGCUGGAUGUGUCAAUACGUAGUUCAUACAUGCAUAAUAUGAGCAGAAAAUGUCUGUCUUACUUCAAUUAGCCACGAAAUCCCUAGUUUGAAAGCAUAAGAAAUUCUGGAAGCUGUGCUGCGACAUUUUACCUACCUUGUCCCCCACGUGGGCCAGCUCCCUAGCAAUUCAAGUUCUAGCCAAUGAGCUUCAGCCCCUCACCAUUUGAGUGACAGCUAGCAAGAUGCACACACAGCAGAGAGAGAGCAAUGACGUGGUGCACAUAUCUGCACAUAUGUGACGUAGUACGCAAUUUUUGGGGACCACUUUUGGCUCGUGAGCGCAGCUUUCAGAACUACUGGCUAAAAAGUGUACAAAAGUACAGGAGAACCUCUUUAAUGUUGUGACAUGGAUGAGAACUCAGUGUCUUUUUGCACCUUAUUCUAAUGUAAAAUGGUGGUGGCACCUAAACUCUCUCCCUUCAGUCUUCUCUAACCCAUUCCUCGUCUUUCGUUUAAUCUCUCCUUUCUUUCCCUCCUGCUCUCUUUCUCCCUCUGUCGCCCCCCUCUUCCUCUCCCUCCCUCUCUCUCUGGUGUCAUGGGCUAUGUUAAUUUAUGCCCUCCCUCCUCUCAGGAGAGACCAAAGAGUGCCUUGGAGCGUCUGUACUCUGGGGAUGUGCUGCAGCAGCAGAGCAGGGGGAGGAUGAGUGCUGAGGAGCAGCUGCAGAGGAUGAAGAGGCACCAGAAGGCUCUGGUCCGCCAGCGCAAGAGGACCCUCAGUCAGGGAGAACGCCAGGCCUCUUCAUCGCGAGCUUCCUCAUCAUCAUCACAGCAACGCCCCCUUUCUGCAGACCUGGGCUCAGUACGUUAGAGCUACAGCUACAAUGCAUGCAGACAUAACAAUGCAUGCGACCACUAAUACAUUUCAGUUGCAUGGGUUUUCAUAGUGCCGUUGAUGUGAGUUUAUGAGUGAGUGAGUAGGCCUGAACUAGCUGGUGCAGCAGGUAAGUGGGUAUGUGAAUUGACUGCUGUGAUUGUGUGAGACGUGAGAGGUGAGAGAUGCUGUGGUGUGACAUGCAGGUGGAACUACUGGUGUUCUCACCUAGGAAGUGAAGGACUAUGAAUAUGCAAUAAAAAAAGGACAGAAUAGGUGGUGCCCCUGAUUUCAAAUGUUCUUGACUCCAUCGCAAGAAAAUGAUUGAAAUGAUUGAGAGAUAUUCACAUACUGCAUUUUAAACUACAGUCUCUCUAAUGAAGUGGACUCUGCUAUGAUACUGAUAAUGGUAAUGAUUAACCUCACUUCCACAACUCUAUUAAAUGACCUGGGAGAUAUGUAUAAAGGCAUUCUUAUAUGACGGACAUCUUUAACUGUAUCAAAGUGCUUUUUGUUGGUUAGCUUGUGAGAAUCUUUAUGUGAAUUGUUAGUACUUAACACUGAUGCAUUGAUGCAGCUUCAGUAAAUCAGCUUUGUGGGAGGUUGAUUGUAGUUGAUUGAUUAAGCUACACUGAAUCAUAUCCGUACUGCUGCAUUAACGGCCCAUACCCAUUCCCUCUCCUCCCUACACCCACCCCUGGCUAAACAAGAAGUGUUCUCUCAGCAUUUCUCUAAUGUUACCUCAGUACUGGAGAUACAUACAGCAGCUAAUAACUCUCUCAAUCUCUCCCACUCUGACUAAACUGCAGUUUGACCUAAGCUCUCAGGCUCCAUGACAGUGUUUCAGUGUGUGUUCCUAUCACUUCAUUAGUACAGCCCACUGCUAAGAUACUAACCCCAUCCCCUCCUUCUAGAACGGUCUGUCUGUCUUUCUCUAACCAGGUCUCAUUGUGCUGCUCAGACAAAACACAUAAUCCUGAAGAUAAAAUAAAACUAUACUUUUUACAUUAUUUAUUUUCACUGACAUCUUAAAGAGCUGACUCUCUAAUCAUUAUAAGUGUGGCUAUGCACUACUGGAUUAAACAUUUUCUAAUGAUCUUUAUGAUCAUAUGCUGACUCAUCAGCAUAUACAUUUAUAUUCCCUGGUAGUUUGAUACGAUGCAACAUCUGUCUAAUACUGUGCUUUUUGCUAGAAAUCAUCAUCAUUCACAUUUUAGUCGAUUAGUCUUUGUACAUGAGUAAAAGCUUAUAAGGAGUGACUUUAGCAAUGCGGAUGCAGUUCUGAUUGUGGUGACUUGUAGAUCUUAUCACCACUUAUCCCUCCUUGUUAACUGACUCUACAUACAGCAAUGCCUAAUGUACAGUACAUGUAUCCAUGUGCCACUACCUUUAUCCAUUGUGCCAAUCAUUUACAGUCCUAUCAGAACUCAAGCCAGAUAAUUAUUUCUCUGUUUAUCUGCAAAUGGAGGAUAAUCUACUAAGCUCCCUCGCUGUUCCCCACAUAUUUAAUGUAGAGGUUUGCAAAUAAGAAAUAAACACACAUUUUCCUAAUAAAUGCAUGCUUGCCAUGUGUUUUUUCUUCAUUGCAUGUGUAUUAUAAAUAUGUAUUUGUGGUAUUUACUGCAGUGGGCAUAUUUUUUUUUGUCCAGUAAGCACAAUGAUGCCUGGGACCAAUAUGUACAUGUAAAUGAAUGUAGCUAGAUGGAUCCCUUUCUUCUCCUCAUCUUCUCCCCAAUCACUGACUGCACAAGUAGAGUGAUGCAUGCCGAGGUCUGAGAGCUUGGGACUUCACAUACUGCACGUGCAUGUGCACCACACCCCCAUCAACAGUCCUGUACACGCUGGUGGUUUUGCCUGUGGUGAAUACUGUUGCAUUUGUCAUAUUGUAUGCCAUUGUAUGUAUGUUUGAAAAAAGGGAAAAUGCACAAUAUACAGUAUAGCUACAGAGAAGACCAUCUCAACGUCUGUAGAGUCUCACACUGGGUGUUGCCUUUGUAGAAAUUGUAGCAAAAAGUAGAAUUCCUGAGUCAACAGGUGGAAAGUAUUAGACUAAUGUUGGGGACUAAUAGUGUGGUUGUAUUGGUGUGUAACUGUUGUGUCUGUGAAGCAGCAGUAUAGUUGUGUUGGUGUGUAACUGUUGUGUCUUUGAAGCAGCAGUAUGGUUGUGUUGGUGUGUAACUGUUGUGUCUGUGAAGCAGCAGUAUAGUUGUGUUGGUGUGUAAUUGUUGUGUCUGUGAAGCAGCAGUAUGGUUGUGUUGGUGUGUAACUGUUGUGUCUGUGAAGCUGCAGUAUAGUUGUGUUGGUGUGUAACUGUUGUGUCUGUGAAGCAGUAGGAUGGUUGUGUUGGUGUGUAACUGUUGUGUCUUUGAAGCAGCAGUAUGGUUGUGUUGGUGUGUAACUGUUGUGUCUGUGAAGCAGCAGUAUAGUUGUGUUGGUGUGUAAUUGUUGUGUCUGUGAAGCAGCAGUAUGGUUGUGUUGGUGUGUAACUGUUGUGUCUGUGAAGCAGCGGUAUAGUUGUGUUGGUGUGUAACUGUUGUGUCCGUGAAGCUGCAGUAUAGUUGUGUUGGUGUGUAACUGUUGUGUCUGUGAAGCUGCAGUAUAGUUGUAUUGGUGUGUAACUGUUGUGUCUGUGAAGCAGCAGUAUAGUUGUGUUGGUGUGUAACUGUUGUGUCUUUGAAGCAGCAGUAUGGUUGUGUUGGUGUGUAACUGUUGUGUCUGUGAAGCAGCGGUAUAGUUGUGUUGGUGUGUAACUGUUGUGUCCGUGAAGCAGUAGGAUGGUUGUGUUGGUGUGUAACUGUUGUGUCUGUGAAGCAGCAGUAUGGUUGUGUUGGUGUGUAACUGUUGUGUCUGUGAAGCAGCAGUAUAGUUGUAUUGGUGUGUAACUGUUGUGUCUGUGAAGCAGCAGUAUAGUUGUGUUGGUGUGUAACUGUUGUGUCUUUGAAGCAGCAGUAUGGUUGUGUUGGUGUGUAACUGUUGUGUCUGUGAAGCAGCAGUAUAGUUGUGUUGGUGUGUAAUUGUUGUGUCUGUGAAGCAGCAGUAUGGUUGUGUUGGUGUGUAACUGUUGUGUCUGUGAAGCUGCAGUAUAGUUGUGUUGGUGUGUAACUGUUGUGUCUGUGAAGCAGUAGGAUGGUUGUGUUGGUGUGUAACUGUUGUGUCUUUGAAGCAGCAGUAUGGUUGUGUUGGUGUGUAACUGUUGUGUCUGUGAAGCAGCAGUAUAGUUGUGUUGGUGUGUAAUUGUUGUGUCUGUGAAGCAGCAGUAUGGUUGUGUUGGUGUGUAACUGUUGUGUCUGUGAAGCAGCGGUAUAGUUGUGUUGGUGUGUAACUGUUGUGUCCGUGAAGCUGCAGUAUAGUUGUGUUGGUGUGUAACUGUUGUGUCUGUGAAGCUGCAGUAUAGUUGUGUUGGUGUGUAACUGUUGUGUCUGUGAAGCAGUAGGAUGGUUGUGUUGGUGUGUAACUGUUGUGUCUUUGAAGCAGCAGUAUGGUUGUGUUGGUGUGUAACUGUUGUGUCUGUGAAGCAGCAGUAUAGUUGUGUUGGUGUGUAAUUGUUGUGUCUGUGAAGCAGCAGUAUGGUUGUGUUGGUGUGUAACUGUUGUGUCUGUGAAGCAGCGGUAUAGUUGUGUUGGUGUGUAACUGUUGUGUCCGUGAAGCUGCAGUAUAGUUGUGUUGGUGUGUAACUGUUGUGUCUGUGAAGCUGCAGUAUAGUUGUGUUGGUUUGUAACUGUUGUGUCUGUGAAGAAGUAAUAUGGUUGUGUUGGUGUGUAACUGUUGUGUCUGUGAAGCAGUGGUAUAGUUGUGUUGGUGUGUAACUGUUGUGUCCGUGAAGCAGUAGGAUGGUUGUGUUGGUGUGUAACUGUUGUGUCUGUGAAGCAGCAGUAUGGUUGUGUUGGUGUGUAACUGUUGUGUCUGUGAAGAAGCAGUAUGGUUGUGUUGUUGUGUAACUGUUGUGUCUGUGAAGCCACAGUAUGAUUGUGUUAGUGUGUAACUGUUGUGUCUGUGAAGCUGCAGUAUAGCUGUGUUGGUGUGUAACUGUUGUGUCCGUGAAGCAGUAGGAUGGUUGUGUUGGUGUGUAACUGUUGUGUCUGUGAAGCAGCAGUAUGGUUGUGUUGGUGUGUAACUGUUGUGUCUGUGAAGAAGCAGUAUGGUUGUGUUGUUGUGUAACUGUUGUGUCUGUGAAGCAGCAGUAUAGUUGUGUUACUGUGUUACUGUUGUGUCUGUGAAGCUGCAGUAUAGUUGUGUUGGUGUGUAACUGUUGUCUGUGAAGCAGCAGUAUGAUUGUGUUGGUAUGUAACUGUUGUGUCUGUGAAGCAGCAGUAUGGUUGUGUUGGUUUGUAACUGUUGUGUCUGUGAAGCAGCAGUAUAAUUGUGUUGGUGUGUAACUGUUGUGUCUGUGAAGCAGCAGUAUGGUUGUGUUGGUGUGUAACUGUUGUGUCUGUGAAGCAGUAGUGUUUGUGUGUAACUGUUAUGUCUGUCUACCCCUCCUCCUCCAGUGGAGGCGAGAGCAGGAGUUUGACCUGCAGCUGCUGGAGCGGGCGGUGCAGGGGGAGGAGGCACGGGGCGUGGUCCAGGGUGAGGAGCGUCCAGCGGAGCACAGGGAUAGACCCCGGUCCCAGUCAGACGAGUGGCUGACCCUCCGCUCGACAGCCACGUCCACACUUACCCGGGAGGCGGACCUGGAGACGCUGGACUAUGACCUGGACCUCAGCCGAGAGGUACGGCCUGACCCUCACCACCACCACCAUCAAACAUCACAAAGUCAGAGCUGUUCACUUUAACAUUUCAUUAAGGAGUACUUUCACAAUGUUGUUUAAACAAUUGAAUAGGGUUGUUUUCAGCCUCAAUGGUUAUAUUCCCUAAUCCCUACAAUAAUGGUACUAGAGGUGAAUACCAGUUAAUAGGAAACCUCUACUGUGUGUGUUUCUCUGUGUGUAGCUGGCCAAACCUCAGAAGGUGUUAAUCCCUGAGCGCUACAUAGACACAGAGCCUGAGGAGCCUCUCAGCCCUCAGGAGGUGGAGGCUCGCCAUCGCAACAUGGAGCGCAUCAAGAACAUUCUGGCCAAGUCCAGGUCUAUUACAGCACCACCACUACUCACUGGGCCAAUAUGGAAGAUCAGUUUGACAGGCCAUUCAAUGAAUUGUGUAAUGGUGUGUGUGUGUGUGUGAUUAGUGUUCAGAUCCUGGCGGGGCCCCCUGUUGCGGUGGACAAGCCAGAGGUGGUGGGUCUGGACUCAGCCCUACAGAAGCAGGAGAGGAUCAUCACCAUGUCUUACGCCCUGGCCUCAGAGGCCUCCCUCAAGAGCAAGCAGGUCGCAGGUAAUACCAACACACACAACUGGACACACUCUCUGCAGUAAUACCAACACACACCUUUUUUUUAUUUUUUAUUUUAUUUUUUUAGUAAUUUAGCAGACGCUCUUAUCCAGAGCGACUUACAGUUAGUGAGUGCUUACAUUUUCAUACUGGCCCCCCGUGGGAAACAAACCCACAACCCUGGCGUUGCUAGCGCCAUGCUCUACCAACUGAGCUACAGGGGACUACACAUCUGGACACACUUUCUGCAGUAAUACCAACACACAACUGGACACACUCUCUUUGCAGUAAUACCAACACAUACAACUGGACACACUCUCUGCAGUAAUACCAACACACACAACUGGAUACACUCUCUGCAGUAAUACCAACACACACAACUGGACACACUCUCUGCAGUAAUACCAACACACAUAUCUGGACACACCCUCUGCAGUAAUACCAACACACCUACUUGUCCUGUAUACACACUCUGCACCAGGUCUACAGAAAUCAUACCACUAAUGUAUCUCAGAGGCUGGGGAAAACUCAUGACUGCAUGGAUAUAAAAGAAAAUAAGUGAUCAUUCACUGUUUGAUGCUCUCAGUGACUCUUCUUUGAAUUUGUAUACAUAAAAGGUUUUCAACAUUUCCAAACGUCAAAUUAUAUUUUGUAGAAGGCAUUAAUAGACAUACCUGAAUGUUCUGAAGAACUGGUCAUCUUCUCACUACAAACUUCCACAAUACUUUUUAGUCUUCACUCUUCAAACCUGAACUGAACUUUGUGGUAGAACGUCUGCCAAUCAUGUGUCAUUUCCAAUAACUAUACUUCCGAUUGAAUACCUAGUCCUCCCCUUUUUGGUUAAUGGACAGAUUCUAAGAUACUGCUGACACUCAUCUGUGGAUGUUCAUCAUGGCAGGGCCAAACACUUUCAGAAAUCAUUAUCUUUCAAGUAUGUGUCUGACAAUAUCAGUAAAAUCUACCUUGCAUCACAUUGACAUCCUCUGGAUAGCUGAAGACGGGAUAAAGAGAGGGUAGCUUGCUUUCAAGACGGCUAGGCGGAUGAUGGAGGAGAGGAGGAAAACAGUGCAAAGCCGGGCUAUCAGACCGUUCAUCUCCUAAUAACUCAAUAUUAUUUCUUAUUAGUGUGGGUCUUAUGAGUAAAGACAGAGAUAAUUGCGAUCCAUGUCUAAUCUUUCAGACGGGGAGGAUUCUCUUGAUGAGGCUAUUUUGUGAGGCUGAUCAAUGACCCAGUAAGACUGUGCUCAGGCUCUCCACUGCAUCCUCCCGUAGCUGGCUCUUUGAACACGGUUCUGAACCCUCAUAAAAGACACUCAGGUCACUUUUCAUCUUUACCUUUCAGCAGGCAGGUUCACUCUUCCAGUAGCAUCAUCAGUAGCAGCCCUUUAGAUGAGUUGCAUCUCUCUCUCUUCCUCUCUCGUUCUCUAUCUGUCUCUCGCUCUUCUCUCUCUUUCUCUUCUCUUCUCUCGCUCUCUGUCACACAGACGUACACUCAAGCGUCAGGAUGGAGCUUAACAUACACAGGAGAGCAGAGUCAAUAAUUCUAACAAUCUUUCCAGCAUAGAGAAAUGUCCGAAUAAAUCACACGAGGCAUCUUGUCAGUAGUUUUUUUUCUCAAACUUCUUUCAAUGGGAUUAUGUAUAAUUCAGAAAUAAAGGUAUUAGACACCUGAAAACAUAGCCAUUUUAUUGACAUGCAGCUACAUGAAAAUUGAUUGAAGUGACAUCUAUUAUUGUGUGGUGUUUUACUGUACGGUAUGUUUAGUGUUCCAAGUUGGAUUGGUGUCUUGUGUGUUAUUGAGGAUAGUGGGAGUGGCCCCAGACAGCCCCUGUCCUAGUGUUGUAGUAUUCGAGACUAGUCUCGAGACCAAAGGUUGAGUGUCUCAGUCUUGUGUCGGAAAUGUUUUUAUUCGGUCUUGACUUUGUCUCGGACAAUGAGGGCUUGUAAUUUCAUGACCGAGACCAACCAAGACCAGCGGAGCGAAAAACUCAUAAUUAUCAGCUCCCAUUCAGUUAACCCAUAAAACCGCUUUGCCAGGCCAAAUAUAUACACUCCUUUCAUUGCGUAUUAAAAUCAUAUCGCCUAUUGAAACCUGGACUUCCUACUUUACUUGUAACAUUACUGUCCUUUACUUUCGUUGAAAAAUAUCCUCAAACUUUGUCAAGCUCAGAAUUUCCUUGAUUCGCUGGUAGGGAAGAGUAGGGGACAUUGCUUAAAAGUUUCACUCUCACUAUUAGUAAGGGGAGACUGGGGAAAGAUGUAAUACUAUAUAUUUUGUAUUUUUAUAUAUUAUAGACCUGUUUUGGAUUAGUGAUCAUUUUUAGAGUGGCUCUCUAUUUGUCCUCAGCAUGCAUCUUUUUCACCAUUCUGAUUGUAUAAAGAAUCCAUAUGUUCUUCUGAAAUAUGAACAAAGAAAUACUGGAUGUUUUGAACUGAAUUAUGGUUGCGAUUUGACACAAUUACAACCAUGGUCUUCAAUUGGAAUCACAUUUUUCUGGUCGCCCCCCUCCCGGUCAUGCUCUUGACUCGGACUGGAUUUUCUCCGGUCUUGGUCUUGAAUCGGUCUGGCUUUAGGUGGUCUCGAACACAACACUGCCCUGUCCUAACCUUUGGAUUUUCCAGUGCUGCUCCAAAUGUGACUAAUGUCCUGUUCUCCUCUUCCUCUUCUACUUCCUCUUCUUCUUCCUGUAUCUACUUCUCAGUAGUACCACUGCACCCUAACAUCCCCACCGUCCCUCCUCCUCCUCCUCCGCUUCCUCCUCCUCUUCCUCCUGUCUCUCAGGCACCUCCCCCUCCUGCUCCUCUAAGCAACGGAUUUCACUUCUCGUUUGUCUAA